Messenger RNA from Xyrichtys novacula (pearly razorfish), 69619 nucleotides. Lineage: Eukaryota; Metazoa; Chordata; Actinopteri; Labriformes; Labridae. The record is from the annotation of a GenBank genome assembly.
AUGGCCUGGCUGCUCCACAUCACCUGGAUCCUGGUCUGCUGCCUGCACCUGCUGCAGGGCAGAGCUUCAGGUAAGACUACCUGAGUCCUCCACCUGAACCCAUCCCUGUCUGCUAACCUUUAUCCAACUCUAUCUACCUGUCCACCUGUCCACUUGUCCACCCCUAUCUACUUGUCCACCUUUCCACCUCUAUCUUCCUGUCCACCCGUCCACCCCUAUCUACCUGUCCACCUAUCCACCUGUCCACCUCUAUCUACCUGUCCACCUAUCCACCUGUCCACCUGUCCAUGACCUUCUAGUCUGAGAACAAUUCCUCUGUACAGACAAACAUUUUCACUUAAUAUGAUUUUAAUCAAGCUUGGAGAUGAUGAUGAUGACAAUGAUAAUAAUUCUGAUAAUAAUUCUGAUUAUAUUGAUUACUAUUCUUACAAUUAUGCUGAUAAUGAUGCUGAUAUUGAUAAUGAUAAUGAUGAUAGUGAUAAUGAUAGUGAUAAUGAUAUUUAUAAUGAUGCAGAUAUUGAUAUUGAUAAUGAUACUGAUAAUGAUUAUGAUAAUGAUAUUGAUAAUGAUAUUGUUAAUGAUGCUGAUAUUGAUAAUGAUAUUGAUAAUGAUUAUGAUAUUGAUAAUGAUGCUGAUAAUGAUAUUCAUAAGGAUGCUGAUAAUGAUAAUGAUAAUAUUAUUGAUAAUGAUAUUGAUAAUGAAAAUGAUAUUGAUAAGAUCAGUAUAAAAAUUUGCUGAUGAUGUCACUGAUGAUGUCACAACUUUCUUUUGCUGUGUGCAGAGUACCAGCUGGAGUCAGAGACCCUCAGCCAAUGUGAGCUGCUUAGGGGUGUGGCUGUUGCCAAGCAACAAGGAGAUGUCCCUCACUGUACAGAGGAUGGCAGGUUCAGGUGAGAGCAGCAUAUUUACAGACUAUCAAAAUCAUUUAAGGGUCAUUCUGCUGUUUUAAAUGAAAGGUUCUCAGUAAUGAUGAUAUGAUACUAUCAGCAGCAGAUUUCUGUUGGUUUAAUUCCACUUUAUAACGUUUGCUAUAAAGUGGUUUUAUGGCUCCUCCAUCACAUUUCCUGGUGCUAAAAUCAGUCGUUUAUAAUGCUUUUAUAACUCGCUGUAUUGGCGGCUGUAACGCUCUUCUUCUACCAUAAAACAACAUCUACAUAUUCAGCUGCUGCAAAGACCAGGCAGCGAGCCCACAUUAAAGUAUCUGCAUUGCCUUCAGCAGCUUUUAGAAUUGAUUUAAGGUUCUUUAUUUAAAACUCUAAUCUUAUUUAUCAGAUUUUCUUUUACCACAUGAGCCUGUGAGAGCCUUUAGGUUUUUGUUAUGGUGUUAAAAGUCUAAACUGAGAAAGGCCUGCAGACCUGUGGGCGGCACAGAGUAUUCAUAAUCUCAAGGCUGAUCUUUUUUAGUCUGGUUUUAACUUUAAUUUCUUCUGCUUAUCUUAAAAUGCUCAGAUAUAUCAGUUUAAAUGUUGUGAUGGGGCACCGCUCUGUCACAGGAGUUAAAAUUACUUUAUUGUAUUUGAACCUGUGGUUAAACAAAAGAAGGUGGCCUUGAUUCCUGCUCUCCUAAAAAACAUGAAGACCCCAACCUGCAUUCUUGACCCUGUCCCAUUCACUUUCAUCAAACACUGUCUCCCUUCCAUAUCCCCCCUCAUCUCAUCCAUCAUCAACUCCUCCUUCAUCUACGGCUCCGUCCCACCAUCCCUCAAACUGGCCGCCAUCACCCCGAUCCUGAAAAAACCCGGCCUUGACCCCAACUUCCGCCCCAUUUCCAAUCUACCAUUCCUGUCAAAGAUCUUAGAACAUGCCGUCACCUCACAACUCACAGCCCACCUCCAAUCCAACAACCUGCUUGAACCAUUCCAAUCAGGAUUCCGCAACAAGCACAGCACAGAAACAGCACUGCUAAAAAUCACAAGUGACCUCCUGCUCGCCUCUGACUCUAACCAGCUAACCAUCCUCCUCCUUCUGGACCUGUCUGCUGCUUUCGACACCAUCAACCACUCCAUCCUCCUAAACCGUUUAUCAUCCGACCUCCACAUCACUGGCACCGCACUCUCAGGGAUCUCAUCAUACCUCUCCAACCUUCAUCCAUAUCAACCAGUGAUCCUCCUCCACCGCCCCACUCCCCCAAGGUAUCCCCCAGGCAUCCGUGCUUGGUCCCCUACUCUUCACCCUCUACCUACUCCCUCUCUGCAAUAUCACCUGGGAACAUGGACUCAACUUCCACUGCUACGCUGAUGACAUCCAGCGAUACAUCUCCUCCCGCUCCAUCUCCUCCACCACCCUUGCCACCGUCACCUCCUGCCUCAACGCAAUAAAAACCUGGUUGCAUCACAAUUUUCUCAAACAAUUUUUUCAUAUCACCCCCUCAUCACUCGUCUGCAACCUUGGAAUCCAUCUCGACCCCAACCUCACUUUUGACCACCAUAUCUCCCAACUUGUCCGCUCCGCCUUCCUUCACCUGAAAAACAUUGCAAGACUCCGCCCCUUUCUCUCCCAAUCUGCUGCCGAAACCUUAAUACACACUUUCAUCACCACCAGACUGGACUAUUGCAAUAGCCUUACAAUAGAUUACUAUUAUUAUUAUCAUCAUUAUUGAUAUUGGUAAUAUUAUUUAUGAUAAGUAGUAGCAGUUGUACUGUUAUAAUGAAUAUUAUUAGUUGUAGUAGUCGUAGAAGCGUUUUUGUUGUAAUCAUUGUUAUCAUUAUUAGACAAAAAUAUUGAUACAGUAUUUUAUAUAUCAGAGUUGUUUAUUUUUGUGUAUGCAUUUGUGUGUGUGUGUGUGUGUGUGUGUGUGUGUGUGUGUGUGUGUGUGUGUGUGUGUGUGUGUGUGUGCGCGUGUGUGUGUGUGCAGGCCUGUGCAGUGCAGUGGGCGGAGUCAGGAGUGUUGGUGCGUGGACGCUGAAGGUCAUGAGGUGGUUGAGACUCGAACCAACGGCUCUACUCCUCACUGUGAGAAACACACACACACUUGAACACAAACACACUUUCACACACACUUAAACACACACACUCUGUUCAAUAACUAGAUCACAGAACGGUCACAGCUGCUGGGUCCAUGUGUGGUUCCUGAUCCUGAAGGGCCUUGGACUACCAGUUCUGCUCCAGUCUGAUGUUUAGGAGGAGGAGCAGACGAACUGUUAGAGAGAAACUCUAUAUUUAUAUAUAAUCAAUAAGAUACGAGCUGGAACUGAAAUCAUCUGUGUCACCUGGAAGUCAAAACUCAGGGAUGUAAAGUCAGCCUCUGCUCCUGAGCUGAUACAGAGAACUGGAUCACUCAGGUGAUAUCUGCCUCACCUACUGCCUGACCCUAACCCUAACCUGUUGAACCUGUCUUCCUGUCCUUUUCAGGUGCGUCUCCCUGCCAGCUGCAGUCCGUUCUGCGUUGUUCUCCUUCAGGCCAGUUUGAGCCUGUUCAGUGUGACUCCAGCAGGGGGCAGUGUUGGUGCGUGGAUCAGGACGGGAUGGAGCUCUACGGGACCAGAGAGAGCGGGCGACCUGAGCGCUGUACGUAUAAACAGAACCUCACACUGACACCUACUGCUACCUGAGGUGAAUACAGCUCAGGUAGUUCGCUCACUACGCAUGUGGAGCUCAGGUGGAGCUCAGGUAACUCACUCACUUCUCAGUGUUGCUCAGGUGUGGCUGAGGGGUGGUUCAUGUGUUGCUUAGGUGUGGUUCAGGUGUGUCUCAGGUGUAGCUCAGGUGUGGCUCAGGUGUAGCUCAGGUGUGGUUCAGGUGUCUCUCAGGUGUGUCUCAGGUGAAGCUCAGGUGUGGCUCAGGUGUGGUUCAGGUGUAGUUCAGGUGUAUUUCAGGUGUGGUUCAGGUGUAGUUCAGGAGUAGGUCAAGUGUAGCUUAGGUGUAGCUCGGUUUUGUGUCAGGUGUAGCUCAGGUGUAAGUCAAGUGUAGCUCAGGUGUGUCUCACGUGUAGCUCAGGUGUGGCUCAGGUGUGGUUAAGGUGUGUCUCACAUUUGCCUCAGGUGCAGCUUAGGUGCGUCUCUGGUGUGGCUCAGGUGUGUAGCUCAGGUGUGGCUUAAGAGUCGCUCAAGUGCGUCUCAGGUGUGUCUCAGGUGUAGCUCAGAUCUGUCUCUGGUGUUGCAUAGGUGUGACUCAGGUAUGAUUCAAGUGUUUAGCUCAUGUGUGUCUCAGGUGUGGUUAAGGUGUGUCUCAGGUGUGGCUGAGGUAAAGACUUUAAUCUUCUACCUGAAGAACUCCUCUGAUUGGCUCUCACAGCACUGACUAUUAUGAGAUUCAACCUCACCAGGUGACCUUUGAUCUUCAGGUCCUGGCAGCUGUGAGGUGAGGUCACGGCGUCUCCUCCACGGCACCGGCUCGCUCUCUCCUCCUCAGUGCAGCGAAGAUGGCGGUUUCCUCCCUGUUCAGUGUCAGUUCAUUAACAUGACGGACAAGAAACAGCUGGACCUGCUGCAUGCCUUUAACAGGUGACUCACCUUACUCACCCUCUCAUCAUGGAGGAAUGAACUUAUGAAGACGUAAACUAACCUGAGUGUGUGUGUGUGUGUGUGUGUGUGUGUGUGUGUGUGUGUGUGUGUGCGUGUGUGUGUGUGUGUGUAUGUGUUCAUCUCUCAGGUUCCCAGAAGCCUUUAAGACAUUCAGCAGCUUUAGAAAGUUUUUCCCCGGCGUGUCGUCCUACUGUUCGUGCUCAGACAGCCGAGGACGAGAGGUGGAGAACACAGGUACACGCACGCACACACACACACACACAGACACAGACACACACACACACACAAACACAAAAAAACACAGAUACACACACACACACACGUACACACAUACACUCACACACACAAAGGCACACACACACACACAGGUUCACACACACACACUCACACACACACACACACACACACACACACACACACACACACACACACACUUACACUCAGGUACACAAACACACACACGCACACACACACAGGUACACACAGGGACACACACACACAGGUAUACACACAGAAAUACACACAAACACACAGAAAUACACACAAACACACAGAAAUACACAAAAAUACACUCACACAGGUACACACAGGUACUCACAGGUACACACACACAGGUAUACAAAUACACAAAGGUACACACACAGGUACACAAACAUAGGUACACACAAACACAUACACAUACACACACAAAAACACAGGCACACACACAUACACAUACACAGGUAUACACACACACACACACACACACACAGAUACACACACACACGCAUAUGUACACACACAAACUCCUACACAGGUAUACACACACACACAUGUUCACACACACACACACACACACACACGUACACACACACAGAUUCACAAAGUUAUUAACACAGGUACACACACAGACACACACAGAAAUACACACACACAGACACACAGACACACACAGGUUCAUACACAGGUACACACACACACACACAGAUCAUGAUGAAGAUGAUGAUGAUGACGAUGAUUAUGGUAACCCUGACGAUGACCUUAAGGCCCCCCCCCCCCCCGUUCUUCUCCAGGUGUGGAGCUUCUCCUCUCAGAAGUCUAUGACUCGGCCUUCUCAGGUGUCCAAUCAGGUCGCUCCUUCUCUCAGACCAACAUCUACAAAGUCCUGCAGAGAAGGAUGCUGGGAGUUCGCCUCGCCCUGACCGGACACUUCAGAUGUAAAUGAUUCCCCUGGUCUGAUGGUUUACUUGGUUUAACUGGUUUAAACUGUUUUAACUGUUUUAACUGGUUUACUUGGUUUAACCUGGUUUAUCCUGGUUUAACUGGUUUUAACUGGUUUAAAUAGUUUAAUUAGUUUUAAUGGUUUAAACUGGUUUAAAUUGGUUUACUUGGUUUAACUGGUUUAACUGGUUUAACUGGUUUAAACUGGUUCACCUGGUGUAACCUGUUUUAUCCUGGUUUAACUGGUUUUAACUGGUUUAAAUUGUUUAAUUAGUUUUAAUGGUUUAAACUGGUUUAAAUUGGUUUACUUGACUUAACUGAUUUAAACUGGUUCACCUGGUGUAACUUAACUCAACCUCCCCCUCAGGCCCCUCGCCCUGUGAAGAGGAGCGGCGGGCGGCGAUGGCGGCAUCCAGCGUCUUUGUUCCAUCCUGUGACCUCAGAGGGUCCUUCAGUCCUCGGCAGUGCCAGCAGGGGGGGCAGUGCUGGUGUGUGGACCCUUCAGGGAUGGAGGUUCCUGGGACCCGACAGCAGGGGGACUUCCUGUUCUGCAGUGAGUGACCUCUGAGGACAGACCGCCUUUGACCUUUGAACUCAUUUUGAUAUUUGAUCUUAUUUUUCCACUCUCUCCUCCUCCUCUCUCCUUCCUCCUUCUCUCUCUUUCCUCUCUCUCUCUCCUCUCUCCUCCUCCUCCUCCCUCUUUCCCCCUUCUGCUCUCUCCUCCUCCCCUUUCUUUCCUCCUCCUCUUUCUCUCCUCCUCUCUGAACUCUCUCCUCCUCCUCCUCUAUCCUCCUCCUCUCUUCUCCUCUCUCCUUUUUGCUUCUCCUCCUCUCCUCCUCCUCCCUCCACCUCUCUCCUCCUCUCUCCUCCUCCUCUCUUCCUCCUCCUCUAUGCUCCUCUUUCCUCCUCCUUUUCUUUUCCUCCUCCUCUCUCUCUUCUCCUCAUUCUCUGUCCUCCUAUCGCCUCCUCCUUCCCCCUCCAAUCUCCUCUCUCCCCGCUUUCCUCCUUCUCCUCUCUUCCUUCUUCUGCUCUCUCCUUCUCCUCCUCCUCCACCUCUCUCCUCUCUUCCUUCUCCCUCUGUUCUCCUCCUCCUCCUCCUCCACCUCUCUCCUCUCUUCCUUCUCCCUCUGUUCUCCUCCUCUCCCUUCCUCCUCCUCUCUCCUCCUCCUCUCUCUUCCUCUCUCCUCCUCCUACUUUUCCUCCUCCUCCUCCUCUUCCUCCUCCUCCUCCUCAGAUUCCGGUCCUGUGGACUGUCCCUCUCAGCGCCGUCUUGCUCUGUCCCGGUUCUUCUCUGGUCCUGUUGAUCCGUCUUUCCAGGUGUCUCCUGACAGACCUCAGUCCUCCUGCCUCCUCCGUCCUCUCCUGCCGGUGGAGACUGACCCCGCCUCCUUCCUGUCUCAGCUGGUGGAGGUCCUCCAUGGUCUCUUCCCCUCAGUGGGCGGGGCUCUGCAGGCUCUGUCUCACUCCUUGCCGCCUCGUUUCCAAGAGAACCUGUUUGGAGGGAAGUUCCUCAGGAGCGCCGCUUUCUUUAACUUCAGUGGGGCAGUGGGAGAUCAGGGGGCACUGGGUCUGGACCCGCUUUCUGCUCAGACCAAGAGUCUCAAAAAGAACCAGAACCUGGUCCUGACUGUGAGCCUGAUUCUGGAUGACCCGGCCUUCCUGUCAGCUCUUCAGCAGACUCUCAGAGGACUUAGCCCAUCUGAGUCUGAACCACUGGACCAGGUCAGAUCAGACACACACACACACACACACACACACACACACACACACACACACACACUCACACACACACACACACACACACACUCACACACACACACACACACACACACACACACACACACAUUUGUAUACACACACACACACACAACCACACACAACCACACACACAUUUGUAUACACACACACACACACACACAACCACACACACACUCUCACACACACACGUCCAUGUAGAUUCUCAUUCAUCCAGGUCAUGGUUAUCUUGAAAACUUAAAAACAGGCAACUGGACUGUUGCCUGUUUUUAAGUCUUCAAGACACACACACACUCACAUACACUUUACACACACACACUUACACGCACACACGCACACACACACACAUACUUGCGGUGAUUUCCACUUCAGAGUCCUGUCUGUAGAUGAUGAUAUCCACUCAGGAACUUUAUCCUGAAACUGUUGAACUGUUUGCUCACAUGGUCUCUCACAGAGUCCUGAACCUCUGAGAGACUCCGCCUCUCUGAAGGUCUGUCUUAGACCCGGUCAUGUGACUAACCUUUUGGACAUUCACCUCCAUAAAAGUUGAUGACAUUACUGCAUGUUUGUUUACAGUUACAACGUUUUUUAUUUGUUUUGUUUUUAUUUGUGUUUGCCUCAGCUGAUCUGCAGAUCUUCAGAUCCAGUUUUAUCACCAUUUCACACAGAGUCGAAAUCAUCGGGGGUCUUGGUUGUUGUCAGCAUCCUGUCAGCUGUUAUUCGUGUCUGUUCACAGAUCCGUUUAUUCAGUUUGGCGCUCUGUGGUCAGAUUGCAGAUGACUUCAUCCCCAAUUUCCUCCUUCAUCCUGAACAUCUACAAAAAGGCCGUAUCCGCCGAUCAUAGCUAAUCGUAACCAUUCGAGUUUACGUGUCUAUUUCCACCAGCUUCUUUCUGUUCCUCUGCGGACUCCACAGCUGAUCGUAAGAGUUCUAUUUUUUCCAGAUGCCGGAGCAUGCCAGAUAUAUUCAGCACAGAUUAACCCGUGAGUCGUACUGUCACAGAUCUACGGCCGAGUCUGUACAGAUUUUACUCUUAAAGUUGGGACAAUUUUCCCCAAAAGAGAGUCAGAAAUCACAUCAGACUGUAAUCACAACAGCUGAAAUAAACACCCUCUGAAUACUACUACUCAAACUAGCUGAGUAGACCCUCUGCUCUUUGAAACUAAGGAUGAAGCAUCUAUGAUUUCCAGUUCUUCGUUGAAAGGACAACUGGACUUACUUGAGACGUUUCGCCAAGUAAGUCCAGUUGUCCUUUCCAAAAGAGUGUUAGAUUUUGAUCCAUCAGACCUCAGGACAGUUCACGGACAAGUGAUAUGAAGACCAUGCGGUGACUAGCUGAUUGUUACCAUUCAAGUUAACGUGUCAAUUUCUACCGGCCUCUUUCCAUUCCUCUGCAGAUCGCCAGACUCCACAGCUGAUCACAAGACUAUUUUUUCUGGACACUGGAGCAUGCCAGAUAAUUGAGCACAGAUUAACCUGUGCUGGAAAGGAAGUCAGGGAACAGACACAAAAUAAAACAUAUGGCUUCUUUUCAAAAUAUAACACUCCGUGUUUCAGGAGGAUCGUAUUUCACACCAUGCAAACGGGUGGAGACAAACAAGUGAAAGGUUUUUAGAUGUCAUUUCACCCCAAUGACAGCAUGGAUGAGGAGAUGCUGAUUCUAGAAGUCUAGAAGUAGAUUUCCUCCUCUGGAGGGACACAAUCAACUGCUUAUAUCUAUGUGGCUGUCUUUAUAUUGAGCCACAUAGAUUCCUGCUGUGUGUAAUCCGCCACGAAAUUCGCCUCAUAAACAAAUCCGGUAGGAACUGUCUAAAAAUCGCCACUGUUCCAGAUGCGGUGAGAAUUGGGGGUUACUGUUGUCUCUGUCUUCAGGUUCUGACUCCUCUCCUGGGAUCCUGCUCUGAAGACAAGGACGACAUCUUCAUCCCCAGCUGCACAACCAGCGGCGGUUUCCAGGAGGUCCAGUGUCAGGGGACGGACUGCUGGUGUGUCGACUCUGAGGGUCAGGAGGUGGCAGGGUCUCGUGUCUCCGGGCACCAACCUAGGUGUCCGUCCCACUGCGAGAGGGAGCGAGCCAUGGCCUUAAAGGUCAAAGGAAACAUGGCGGCUGGGGCAGAGAUCCACAUCCCAGUAUGCUCAGAGGACGGAGACUUCCUGCCGCUGCAGUGUGUCGGAUCACGCUGUUUCUGCGUCGACACUAAGGGGAAAACAAUGGCUGCCGAGCCAACAGGGGGCGCUGUGUCCUGUAAGCUUUCCUACCAGCAUGUUUCCAGAUCUGGUCUUUGGUCCUGAAACAAUUGUCCUCUGAGUUCACUUUGUCUCUGUUUCAGGUCCAGAAAGGGAAAUACCGAAGGCUGAAGGUCAGAGGUCACCACGAACAUUACACUCGCCUUUUACACACACAUAAGGUCAUUAACAGGGUCCAGUAAUCUGGAUUAAGGUAAUCUGGAUCAGAGAUUUCUAUCCAGGGUCCAGGUCUGACUUUGGUCCUGUUGGUUAUUUCAGAGAUUGAAGGUGGGGUAGUCAGGAUCUGAUGAGGUUCCAGUUUUUGGGAGGAAUCUUGAAUGUAAACUUUACCCCUCCCAACCAGUUUUCCCCUCAGCUCCUUCUCUCCCCUCCCUCUCUGCUCAAGCAAGCCCCGCACACAAACAGACGCUCCUGCUUGCUCGUAUCGUUCCAAUUAAAUUCAGAUAUAAUCCAGAUAAAUACUUAAGAUAAUUACAGAUGGGGCCCAGUCAACGUGAAAGUAAAAAGCAUUGGUGCUACUGUAAAUGCCAACAGACUACCAGCAAACACAAAUCAAAUCAAACUUUAUUUAUAUAGCACUUUUCAGGCAAAAAGAAAUGCAGCACUUGCUUUACAAUUUAAAACAAUGAGCCCCCCCCCGUAUCCAGCCUGCCACCUGACCCCCCGACCCUCACCGAGAGCCCACCCCAUCACACACACACACACACACACACACACACACACACACACACACACACACACACACACACACACACACACACACACACACACACAAAUAAUGCAAUCUUAAAAGCGUGUGGCUAAGUACAGAGGAGCCAAGUUGGGAAACGUCAGGAGGCCGACUGCACUGGACGCUGCUCACAGCCCAGGGCCAGGACACCUCCACCCGGGUGCACACCCCGCUACAGGCCAGUAAGGGGCCCACAGCAGCAAGCACUGCUGCAGACCACCACCUGGCUGAGCUGAGUGCACACCACGAGGCAAAGAAACCCUAGACAGAGCCAGUCACAGCCUCCAGUGCAGGUGGCCCCCCUACUGAGGAAACACUGGAGAAAUGCAAUAAAAACAUAAACUAAAUCAGCUAAAAACAUCAAACUAGAUAAAAUUAUAAAAUACUGAUAAAUAGCUAAAAUACCAUUUAAAAAUAAGUAAAUAAAUAGAAUAAACAUAACGUAAAAUGAGGACUAAAAUACAUUAAAUGAAAUUAAAUAAGAUAAAAAUAGGAUAAAAAUAUAGAUUAACAAUAAGACAUUAGUCAAAAGCCAAAUGAAAUAGUUGGGUCUUGAGCCUGCUUAUAAAAAUAUAAACAUUCUCUGCGGCCCUAAGGUCCUCCGGCAGACUAUUCCAAAGAAGGGGGCCAUAGUGCUGGAAAGAUGCCUCAUCGUAAGUUCGUGUUCUCACUUUGGGGACUAUUAAAAGGCCAGAGGAUCUCAGAGUCCUCGAGGGUUCAUAUUGUAAAAGCAAUUCUGAAAGAUAAGAAGGUCCAAGACCCCUAAGACAUUUAAAAACCAUUAAAAGGACCUUAAAAUCAAUCCUUAAGCACACAGGGAGCCAAUGCAGCGAUUUUAAAACCGGUGUAAUGUGUGCCCACCUUCUGGUCUUUGUCAGCACAUGUGCUGCUGAGUUUUGCAACAGUUGUAAACUUGCAAUGUUUCUUUUUGGAAGAUCAGAAAGCAGGGUGUUACAAUAGUCAAGACGACUGGAGAUAAAAGCAUGCAUUAGCGUCUCUGUGAUAGCCCCGGAGAGAAAGGGACUCUGGCUAUAUUCUUUAAAUGAUAAAACCCUGUUUUUGUUAUAUUUUUAAUAUGUGGGAUAAAAGUCAGCUCAGAGUCAAAGAUGAAGCCCAGAUUCUUUACCUGAUUUGUUGAAAUUAAAGACAGGGUUUUAAGUUUUGUUAAAAGUUUCUCUCCCUGAGCCUUACGAUCAAUAAUUAAAACCUCCGUUUUGUCCUGGUUGAGCUGUAGGAAGUUUUCUGCCAUCCAGGAUUUAAUGUCUAGGAUACAGCUAAAAAGGGCAUCGAUUGGCCCUGUGUCAUCAGGAGACAUGGAUAUGUAGAGCUGUGUGUCAUCAGCAUAGCUGUGAAAAGUGAUACCAUGCCUCCUGAUGACAUCUCCCAGUGGGAGCAUAUAUAAACUAGAAAAUGCAAUUUCUGAAGAAAUUGCAAGUGGGAUUGCUUCAGUCGAAAUUGCUAUCGCUAAGCUGCUAUUGCGAAUGGCUGAAUCUUAAAGAUAUGUGAAAAGUAAAAAGGUAUGAAGUAUGAGGAAGAUUUGAAUCAAUUUGAAUAAACUCAAUUGAAUGAAUUGAAUAAUGCAUGAAUAAUAAUUUUGAAAAUUCAACGUGUGAAAAUUAAAAUGAUUAAAAACCCUGAAGCAUGGGGAAGGCUUGAAGAAUCAAUAAGGUUUAAAUCAGUUUAAAUGAGUUGGAAUUUGUUUGAAAGAACUGAAAAAUACAUAAAGAAUAAAAAAUGAUUUAAAACUGGAAAAUAAAAAGGUUACAAAUCUGGAAGAAAAAGACGUUUGAAGAAUCAAAACGGUUUAAAUCAGUUUGAAGGAGUUUAAAUUAGUUUGAAGAGUUAAAUAAUGCAUUUUCAAUGAAUGAUUGAAAAAUGGGGGAAAUGUAAAUGAAUAAAAAUCCUGAUUAGACCCCACAAUGUCCUCAAUGAGCUUAAUUUAUUAAGCCCUUGAUGGUUUCUGUAGCUCAAGGUUUGUGCGAAGAGAUAGAUGACAAAGUUCGUCGAAUAAUUCUAUUGAAGGGUUUUAAAUGUCACUCCCAGUACUCUGUGUACUGAGCCUGGCUUCAUGUGUCUCAUAUGGCUGUUAGAAGCAGCUUUCCAGCCAGCUGUGUGUCUCUAGGUGCUCUUAUUGGUUGCCAUGGUGACGAUAGAUGCAUGACGACAGCAGGAGAAAGGAGGCUUGAGGCCGAGAACGUAAUGCCUAAGCAACGUCAUAUUUCUCAUCCUCUGUAACUGCUAUCUUCAUGAUAAGGAGCUUGUGAAAACCACAAGACCCGGCUGAACACGUUGAUACAACUUCUGUGUCUGUGGAGCCAAAAAUGCCUUCACUAGGACAAGUUAAAAACAUGUCCAGUUUGUGUUUCCUCUGAAAAUUCUCCUCUCGGGUUUAUAUUGGAGUCAAUGGAGAAAGCUGGAGAAAUGUUGGGGAUGUCUGCGGCAGUUGGUGUCUGCCCAGGCCACUGUGUGUGUCCUAUGGCUUUGAUUUUUUAGAUGAAGAGUGACAGCGAGUUUUGCCAUCACUGUACCAAAUUUUAUCUGUGUAGAGCAAAGUGAGUUGCCACAAUCCUUUUGUAAAGACAAAGUUUUGAGGAUAAAUUUUCAGCCCCUCUCACUCUAGCUGUGAGGUCACCCACUCUAGCUGCCAACAUUUCGUGCAAUACACACUAAUGUUAAAACCUGAACAGGUCAGAAAAUCCUGUGAAUUUUUGAACUGUCACUGUGAGAAAAGUAUGAAUGCCAUGAAGAUGGUGAAUGAAUGAGUGAAUGUCUGAAGAUGUAUGAAUAUUUUAAAGUUUGAAUGAAGUUACUAGGUGAAAGUAUGAAUGAAUGAGAAGAGGUUGAAGUUGACUACGUCUGAAAGCCCUUUUCCCAUUGAAUCCCAUUAUAAUGAAGUUUUAAACAAAUCUUAAUAUUUUGAAAAGUACAAAUGGGAUUAAAAAUGUUGAAGAUGUGCAAUAAUGCUGACGAAUUUGUGAAUAUUUUGGUUUUUGAAUUAAGUUUCUACGUGGAAGUAUAGAGGAGUUGAAGGCUUUUGAAGUUGUGUGAAGAAAAUGUGAGAAAAGGGCCAAUUUGAACAUUCCGUAAUGCAUUUCUAAUGGGAGAAAUCGGUCGGAAAACCUGGAAUAUCUCGGAAAGUAUGAAUGUAAGGAAAUUUUUUAAUACAAGCCGGAAUCUCCUCAAUGAGAUGAAUCUUUUGAAGUUUGAAUGUUUUGAAUACGUUAAAGUAUGUGGACGGAGUAGCGGUCCAAAAAAUGGUGGAAUAAUAAUAACUAGAAAAUGCAAUUUCUGAAGAAAUUGCGAGUGGGAUUGCUUCAGUUGAAAUUGCUAUCGCUAAGCUGCUAUUGCGAAUGGCUAAUUUUUAAAAAUAUGUGAAAGGUAAAAAGGUAUGAAGUAUCAGGAAGAUUUGAAUCAAUUGGAAUAAACUCAAUUGAAUGAAUUGAAUAAUGCAUGAAUAAUAAUUUUGAAAUUUCCACGUUUGAAAAUUAAAAUGAUUAAAAACCCUGAAGUUUGGGAAAGGCUUGAAGAAUCAAUAAGGUUUGAAUCAGUUUAAAUGAGCUGUAAUUUGUUUGAAAGAACUGAAUAAUGCAGUAAGAGUAAAAAAUGAUUUAAAACUGGAAAAUUAAAAGGUUACAAAUCUGGAAGAAAAAGAGGUUUGAAGAAUCAAAACGGUUUAAAUCAGUUUGAAGGAAAUAAAUUAGUUUGAAGAACUAAAUAAUGCAUUUUCAAUGAAUGAUUGAAAAAUGGGGACAAUGUAAAUGAAUAAAAAUCCUGAUUAGACCCCACAAUGUCCUCAAUGAGCUGAAUUUAUUAAGCCCUGGAUGGUUUCUGUAGCUCAAGGUUUGUGCGAAGAGAUAGAUGACAAAUUUCGUCAAAUAACGCUAUUGAAGGGUUUUAAAUGUCACCCCCAGUACUCUGUGUACUGAGCCUGGCUUCAUGUGUCUCAAAUGGCUGUUAGAAGCAGCUUUCCAGCCAGCUGUGUGUCUCCAGGUGCUCCCUUUGGUUGCCAUGGUGACGAUAGAUGCUUAACAACAGCAUGAGAAAGGAGGCUUGAGGCUGAGAACGUAAUGCCCAAACAACGUCAUAUUUCUCAUCCUCUGUAACUGCUGUCUUCAUGACAAGGAGCUUGUGACAACCACAAGACACAGCUGAACACGUUGAUACAACUUCGGUGUUUGUGGAGCCAAAAAUGCCUUCGCUACGACAAGUUAAAAACAUGUCCAGUUUGUGUUUCCUCUGAAAAUCCUCCUCUCAGGUUUACAUUGGAGUCAAUGGAGAAAGCUGGAGAAAUCUGGGGGAUGUCUGCGGCAGUUGGUGUCUGCCCAGGCCACUGUGUGUGUCCUAUGGCUUUGAUUUUUUAGAUGAAGAGUGACAGCGAGUUUUGCCAUCACUGUACCAAAUUUUAUCUGUGUAGAGCGAAGUGAAUUGCCACAAUCCUUUUGUAAAGACAAAGUUUUGAGGAUAAAUUUUCAGCCCCUCUCACUCUAGCUGUGAGGUCACCCACUCUAGCGGCCAACAUUCCGUGCAAUACACACUAAUGUAAAAACCUGAACAGGUUAGAAAAUCUUUGGACUUUUUGAACUGUCACUGUGAGAAAAGUAUGAAUGCCAUGAAGAUGGUGAAUGAAUGAGUGAAUGUCUGAAGAUGUAUGAAUAUUUUAAAGUUUGAAUGAAGUUACUAGGUGAAAGUAUGAAUGAAUGAGAAGAGGUUGAAGUUGACUACGUCUGAAAGCCUUUUCCCAUUGAAUCCCAUUAUAACGAAGUUUUAAAUAGAUCUUAAUAUUUUGAAAAGUACAAAUGGGAUUAUAAAGGUUAAAGAUGUGGAAUGAUGCUGACAAAUUUGUAAAUAUUUUGGUUUUUGAAUGAAGUUUCUACGUGGAAGUAUAGAGAAGUUGAAGGCUUUUGAAGUUGUGUGAAGAAAAUGUGAGAAAAGGGCCAAUUUGAACAUUCCGUAAUGCAUUUCUAAUGGGAGAAAUCGGUCGGAAAACCUGGAAUAUCUCGGAAAGUAUGAAUGUAAGGAAAUUUUUGAAUACAAGCCGGAAUCUCCUGAAUGAGAUGAAUCUUUUGAAGUUUGAAUGGUUUGAAUACGUUGAAGUAUGUGGAAGUAGUUAAGGUUCAAAAAACGGUGGAAGUUGCUAUAAUAAGAAGAAAAAUAACUAGAAAAUGCAAUUUCUGAAGAAAUUGCGAGUGGGAUUGCUUCAGUUGAAAUUGCUAGCGCUACGUUGCUAUUGCGAGUGGCUGAAUUUUAAAAUAUGUGAAAGGUCAAAAGGUAUGAAGUAUCAGGAAGAUUUGAAUCAGUUUGAAUAAACUCUGUUGAAUGAAUUGAAUAACGCAUGAAUAAUAAUUUUAAAAAUUCAACAUGUGAAAAUUAAAAUGAUUAAAAACCCUGAAGUAUGGGAAAGGCUUGAAGAAUCAAUAAGGUUUGAAUCAGUUCAAAUGAGUUGGAAUUUGUUUGAAAGAACUGAAUCAUGUAUUAAGAGUAAAAAAUAUUUAAAACUGGAAAAUUAAAAGGUUACAAAUCUGGAAGAAAAAGAGGUUUGAAGAAUCAAAACGGUUUAAAUCAGUUUGAAGGAAAUCACUUAGUUUGAAGAACUAAAUAAUGCAUUUUCAAUGAAUGAUUGAAAAAUGGGGACAAUGUAAAUGAAUAAAAAUCCUGAUUAGACCCCAUAAGGUUUUAAAUGUAACCCCCAGUACUCUGUGUACUGAGCCUGGCUUCAUGUGUCUCAUAUGGCUGUUAGAAGCAGCUUUCCAGCCAGCUGUGUGUCUCCAGGUGCUCCCUUUGGUUGCCAUGGUGAUGAUAGAUGCUUAACAACAGCAGGAGAAAGGAGGCUUGAGGCUGAGAACGUAAUGCCCAAACAACGUCAUAUUUCUCAUCCUCUGUAACUGCUGUCUUCAUGACAAGGAGGUUGUGAGAACCACAAGACACAGCUGAACACGUUGAUACAACUUCGGUGUUUGUGGAGCCAAAAAUGCCUUCGCUACGACAAGUUAAAAACAUGUCCAGUUUGUGUUUCCUCUGAAAAUCCUCCUCUCAGGUUUACAUUGGAGUCAAUGGAGAAAGCUGGAGAAAUCUGGGGGAUGUCUGCGGCAGUUGGUGUCUGCCCAGGCCACUGUGUGUGUCCUAUGGCUUUGAUUUUUGACAUGAAGAGUGACAGCGAGUUUUGCCAUCACUGUACCAAAUUUUAUCUGUGUAGAGCGAAGUGAGUUGCCACAAUCCUUUUGUAAAGACAAAGUUUUGAGGAUCAAUUUUCAGCCCCUCUCACUCUAGCUGUGAGGUCACCCACUCUAGCUGCCAACAUUCCGUGCAAUACACACUAAUGUUAAAAUAUGAACCGGUCAGGAAAUCUUUGGACUUUUUGAACUGUCAAUGUGAGAAAAGUGUGAAUGCCAUGAAGAUGGUGAAUGAAUGAGUGAAUGUCUGAAGAUGUGUGAAUAUUUUAAAGUUUGAAUGAAGUUUCUAGGUGAAAGUAUGAAUGAAUGAGAAGAGGUUGAAGUUGACUACGUCUGAAGCCCUUUUCCCAUUGAAUCCCAUUAUAACGAAGUUUUAAACAAAUCUUAAUAUUUUGAAAAGUACAAAUGGGAUUAAAAAUGUUGAAGAUGUGGAAAAAUGCUGACGAAUUUGUGAAUAUUUUGGUUUUUGAAUGAAGUUUCUACGUAGAAGUAUAGAGGAGUUGAAGGCUUUUGAAGUUGUGUGAAGAAAAUGUGAGAAAAGGGCCAAUUUGAACAUUCCGUAAUGCAUUUCCAAUGGGAGAAAUCGGUCGGAAAACCUGGAAUAUCUCGGAAAGUAUGAAUGUUAGGAAAUUUUUGAAUACAAGCCGGAAUCUCCUGAAUGAGAUGAAUCUUUUGAAGUUUGAAUGGUUUGAAUACGUUGAAGUAUGUGGAAGUAGUUAAGGUUCAAAAAACGGUGGAAGUUGCUAUAAUAAGAAAAACUAGAAAAUGCAAUUUCUGAAGAAAUUGCGAGUGGGAUUGCUUCAGUUGAAAUUGCUAUCGCUAAGCUGCUAUUGCGAAUGGCUGAAUUUUAAAAAUUAGUGAAAGGUCAAAAGGUAUGAAGUAUCAGGAAGAUUUGAAUCAGUUUGAAUAAACUCUGUUGAAUGAAUUGAAUAAUGCAUGAAUAAUAAUUUUGAAAAUUCAAUGUGUGAAAAUUAAAAUGAUUAAAAGCCAUGAAGCAUGGGAAAGGCUUGAAGAAUCAAUAAGGUUUGAAUCAGUUCAAAUGAGUUGUAAUUUGUUUGAAAGAACUGAAUAAUGCAUUAAGAGUAAAACAUGAUUUAAAACUGGAAAAUUAAAAGGUUACAAAUCUGGAAGAAAAAGAGGUUUGAAGAAUCAAAACGGUUUAAAUCAGUUUGAAGGAGUUUAAAUUAGUUGGAAGAGUUAAAUAAUGCAUUUUCAAUGAAUGAUUGAAAAAUGGGGACAAUGUAAAUGAAUAAAAAUCCUGAUUAGUCCCCAUAAUGUCCUCAAUGAGCUGAAUUUAUUAAGCCCUGGAUGGUUUCUGUAGCUCAAGGUUUGUGCAAAGAGAUAAAUGACAAAUUUCGUCAAAUAACUCUACUGAAGGGUUUUAAAUGUCACCCCCAGUACUCUGUGUACUGAGCCUGGCUUUAUGUGUCUCAUAUGGCAGUUAGAAGCAGCUUUCCAGCCAGCUGUGUGUCUCCAGGUGCUCUUAUUGGUUGCCAUGGUGACAAUAGAUGCUUAACAACAGCAGGAGAAAGGAGGCUUGUGGCUGAGAACGUAAUGCCCAAACAACGUCAUAUUUCUCAUCCUCUGUAAUGGCUAUCUUCAUGAUCAGGAGCUUGUGACAACCACAAGGCCCGGCUGAACACGUUGAUACAACUUUGGUGUUUGUGGAGCCAAAAAUGCCUUCGCUACGACAAGUUAAAAACAUGUCCAGUUUGUGUUUCCUCUGAAAAUCCUCCUCUCAGGUUUACAUUGGAGUCAAUGGAGAAAGCUGGAGAAAUCUGGGGGAUGUCUGCGGCAGUUGGUGUCUGCCCAGGCCACUGUGUGUGUCCUAUGGCUUUGAUUUUUUAGAUGAAGAGUGACAGCGAGUUUUGCCAUCACUGUACCAAUUUUUAUCUUUGUAGAGCGAAGUGAGUUGCCACAAUCCUUUUGUAAAGACAAAGUUUUGAGGAUCAAUUUUCAGCCUGUCUCACUCUAGCUGUGAGGUCACCCACUCUAGCGGCCAACAUUCCGUGCAAUACACACUAAUGUUAAAACCUGAACAGGUUAGAAAAUCUUUGGACUUUUUGAACUGUCUCUGUGAGAAAAGUAUGAAUGCCAUGAAGAUGGUGAAUGAAUGAGUGAAUGUCUGAAGAUGUGUGAAUAUUUUAAAGUUUGAAUGAAGUUUCUAGGUGAAAGUAUGAAUGAAUGAGAAGAGGUUGAAGUUGACUACGUCUGAAAGCCUUUUCCCAUUGAAUCCCAUUAUAACGAAGUUUUAAACAGAUCUUAAUAUUUUGAAAAGUACAAAUGGGAUUAUAAAGGUUGAAGAUGUGGAAUGAUGCUGACAAAUUUGUGAAUAUUUUGGUUUUUGAAUGAAGUUUCUACGUGGAAGUAUAGAGGAGUUGAAGGCUUUUGAAGUUGUGUGAAGAAAAUGUGAGAAAAGGGCCAAUUUGAACAUUCCGUAAUGCAUUUCCAAUGGGAGAAAUCGGUCGGAAAACCUGGAAUAUCUCGGAAAGUAUGAAUGUUUGGAAAUUUUUGAAUACAAGCCGGAAUCUCCUGAAUGAGAUGAAUCUUUUGAAGUUUGAAUGGUUUGAAUACGUUGAAGUAUGUGGAAGUAGUUAAGGUUCAAAAAACGGUGGAAGUUGCUAUAAUAAGAAAAAUAAUAAAGAUAUGAAUAACAUAUAGUGGGAAUGCUUCGCAAUCCCACUCAAUAAUAAAGAUAUGAAUAACAUAUAGUGGGAAUGCUUCGCAAUCCCACUCAAUAAAGAUAUGAAUAACAUAUAGUGGGAAUGCUUCGCAAUCCCACUCAAUAAUAAAGAUAUGAAUAACAUAUAGUGGGAAUGCUUCGCAAUCCCACUCGAUAAAGAUAUGAAUAACAUAUAGUGGGAAUGCUUUGCAAUCCCACUCAAUUAAAAAGUAUGGGGCCUAAAAUUGAGCCUUGGGGCACACCACAUUUAAUGCUAUGAAUCUUUGAAGAGCAUGUGUCCAAACUUGCAAGAAACUUUCGAUCUGUGAGAUAGGAGUUAAACCACUGAAAGGCAGUACCAGAGAGGCCUACAAGGUGCCAUAGUCUAUUUAAAAGAAUUGUGUGAUCUACUGUAUCAAAAACAGUGCUUAGAUCCAGUAGCACAAGGACUGUAAGCUUAUGUGAGUCCAAGUUGCACCUAAGAUCAUAAACAAUUUUCAGUAGUGCAGUCUCUGUACUGUGGUUUGUCCUAAAUCCAGAUUGAAAUUUCUCCAGAAUGGAACGGUUAUUUAAAAAAUCAUUCAACUGAAUAAAAACAAGUUUUUCUAAAAUUUUGCUUAAAAAUGGUAAGCUGGACACUGGUCUGUAGUUAUUACUACAGACCAGGGGUCUCACUACUGCCGUUUUAAGGGCAGCAGGGAAAGAGCCUGUCUGAAGAGAACAAUUCACUAUAUUUAAAAGCUCACCUUCAAAGAAUCCAUAAAAUAUUUUAAAAAGUGAUGUGGGAAUUCGGUCUAAAAGGCAGGUUGUUGGUUUUAUUUGGGAAAAAACUCUACCAAGCAUCUCAGCAUCAACCAGGGCAAAACUGUCCAGUGUUUCCUCAGGUAAAAACAAGCUUUCCACUGUAUUAGAAACAGUGUUUUGAAUGGAUAAAAUAGAGGAUCGUAUAAAAUCAAUUUUACCCCUGAAGUGGUCUGCAAAACCUUCACAAAGUGUGUCUGAAGGAGUGAUUUGAUAUCUGUUAAAAACCGGGUUGAUUAAAAGAUCAAUUGUAGCAAAGAGGAUUUUAGGGUUAUUUUUAUGAUCCGUGAUUAUGUUCGUGAAAUAGGUGGAUCUUGUGUGUCUGAGAGCUUUAUUGUACAUUUUCAGUUGCUUGCAGUACAUUCGAUGAUUAAUUGUGAUUUUAUUUUUCCUCCAACUCUGCUCAGCUACCCUGCAAUUUCUUUUUAGUUUUUUGAUUUCCUCAUUUCUCCACGGCGGUGUGCACUUAGGCAGUACCUUUUUUGUUCUCAGUGGAGCUACAAGGUCGAGUGUGGUUUCAAGUUUGUUGAUAAAAUGUUGAACAAUAAAAUCACAGGAUGCAGGUAGAGUAGCUGAGGGAUGCUUGCUCAAGAUCGCGAUAAAAUUUGCAGCCACUUCUGAUUUAAAGUAGCAUUUCCUGACAGUUCCCACCGAGGUCUCCCACUGAACAAAACUGGUGAUAUUAAAAAACACACAAUAAUGGUCCGACACAGCCAGGUCAGCAACAGAGGACACACUGGCUGACAGGCCAUAGCUGAGGACUAGAUCCAAGGUGUGUCCUCUGUUGUGAGUUGGCUGUGUGACGUGUUGUAUAAAAUCCAAGCAACUAAGUAGAUUUAAAAACUCUUUUGCCAUUGAAUCAGAUGAAUUGUCUAUGUGUAAAUUAAAAUCACCACAUAUAAUAAUAAAAUUGUAAGUGGCAUGGAUUAUUGCUAAAAAUUCAGAAAAUUCACUGAUAAAAGCAACAUCAUGUUUUGGUGGUCUGUAAACAGUUAUACAAAAAAUUGAGGGACUGUUAAAAACAACUGCAUGAUGUUCAAAGGUGGUGUACUGAUCGAAUUGUAUUUCUUUUGUGCUUAGUGAGUUGUUGAUUAUUGAUGCAGUACCACCACCUUUCCUGCCACUUCUAAGAGAGAACGUAAAGUCAAAAUUAGGUGGGGAGGUCUCAGUGAGAACAAUUGGCGCGUCUGUACCCAGCCACAUUUCAGUUAAAAACAGACAAUCAACCUUGUCUAAAAUCAGGUCAUGGACAAUGAAAGAUUUGUUUAAAAGAGAGCGAAUGUUUAAAAGUGCUAUGUUAAUGUUGACAGGUGAUUUACAGAUUGUGUGGUAAGAUUGUUGAUGUUUGGGGAGAGGUCUAAGGUUAGUGAAGUUCACAGAGUGUACGUGAUGGAGUCUGGUAGUCUCUUGCUGGGUGAUUAUGACAGGAAUGGGUGAAUGGUUAAUGAAAAGAGAGGAUCCAAGUCCAGUAUUGUGUGUGACAGAGGUGGAACUAAAAUCAUAGGAACUGGGACCUGGGGGACAUCAAUCAGUGGCAGAAAGGUCAGUCAGUGUACGUUUGGGGUGAUGGGAGGAAAGUGAGAGUUGAGCAAGUUGUGGACCGUAUGCCAGGAUGGCAGCCAGGAUGGCGGCCAGCAUGCAGGUGCCAGCUGUAUUAAGAUGAAGACCAUCCGAGUCAAAAAGAUGUCUCCUCUCCCAAAAAACAUCGAAAUUGUCAACAAAGCCGACAUUGUGGGUUCUGCAGGCUGAUGAGAGCCAGGUGUUCAGGCUUAGCAGCCUGGUGAAGUGCCCAAUACCUCUGCCACAGGUGGGAGUGGGGCUGAAGAUAAAGUUGCGCAGCUGGGGCCGUGAGAGUUUGUUAAAAAGCUGUGUGAAAUCACGCUUUAAAAGCUUGGGCUGUUGUCUGGAGGUGUCAUUGGUGCCCACAUGUAUGACGACCCUGCUUACCUGUGGAUGUGAAUUCAGGGUGCUUGGGAUUUUCUCAGUGAUGUCUGCAACAGUGGCGCCGGGAAAGGACGGGGUGAACGCUCCCCUCAGACGGACGUGCCGAAUGAUGGAGUCCCCGAUGACUAGUGUCGUGGCCUGUUGCCUGAGGGGGGCGGCUGGCUCCGUGGACUUGUCCUCCCCAUCAGGCGCCCGGGGAUGAGGACGUCCAGUGUGCCACCUCCGCUACGACAGAUAAAAUAAAAUAAAAUAAAGUAAAAUGAAAUAAAAACCCAUACACAGUAAAAGUUCAACUUAAAAGCCAACAAACUCUUAAAAUGCAGUCUUAAAAGUUGUUUAAAACCGGUUAAAAUUGGUUAAAAAGUUGGUCACAGGAGAGAGAAAUGGGUGGGUGCCAUACGACACAACAAUGUUUGCAGGACUUCUACAACUAGGAUAAAGUGACACAGUCCAGGUCAACAGUUUCUACAACAGUGCUACAACUGUGGGAGCGAAUAAUACACGUUUAUGAGCAAAGUUAUUGCAAAACAGGAUACAGGACACAGCCAGAGUCCAGGUCAUGGUGAACUUUCCACACAAGAAUAAUUGUUAUCUCGAGUCCAAAGAGGAAAAUUGGCAGAGCCGACCAGCAAAAAUAUGUGCAUGUUUAUAGAAGAGGUCACGUUGUUGGCUAUCAGACAGCAAUGUGUGGGCUGCAUAUAGGAAUAAAGGUCCUUACACACCGUGGCCGACGCGAAUAUAGAACGCAAAAUUAUGAAAUAUUCGGAGGCGAAUUUUGACGCGCCUGACUAUACACAUCAAGCCCGAUGCGAUUUUGCGACUUUCCAGGUGGAAAAAGACGCAUUCCAGGAAAGACUUUUCCCGGGGAAAGUCCCACCUUCUUCGCCUCUGAUUGGCUAGAAAAGCUGGAAACGUCAUCACAUGCUUAAGCCAAAUGGUCAGCACUUAUAGCCAAUCAGAGGCAAUAAGAUAAUCGCAUGAAACUAUGGUAAUAACCGUUAGCAUACGUUAGCACACAUGAAAGUUAUAACAAAGACAUAUAGCAAACUGUUAAAGCACACAAACCAUCGUCAUAUGAGAAAUCCGACGCUAUGACUCUCUACAAGUUGUCCUUCAGGUCGUUAUCUGUCUUUUAUCAAAAAGCACUCUGUUCUCCGACACGUGAACAAUCAGCCAGUCAGCUAUGUUGGAUAUAUUGGUGAAUCUGAUGUCGCAACAACACAAAAUCUGAUUGGUCAGAAGUGGACACGCAGUAUGCGAAACUUUAGAAAAAUCAACCAUGAUCUGAAAAAAUAAAUGCCGCAAUAUCGCAGGAUGGGAAAAUGUGGCUGAUGUGAAUGCUUGUAUUGACAGGAUAUGGGUCUGAGAAAAAAUAUUGAUGUCCGAAAUAAUUGCACGACAAAAACGGUCCCGGUGUGAAAAGACCUUAAGAGUAAUGACGCUAUUGGGGCAGUAAAAGAAAGCAACGAAGGAACAGUUCUUGGGAUUUUUGGGGCUUUUACUGUCCGUCUUCAGUCUGUUCAUUAAACAAGAUUGUCAUCAGUGGUGUUUGAUGCUGUAACUAAAAUAAAAUCCUGCAUUUUUGUUCAUUUUUGCACCUCUGCAUCUAUGAAUUCGACAAUAUAAGUGGCGAGCCAAGCCAAGUUUUUGCCUAAGGCCUGGGGCGGUGGCCUCCCAACACAGGUGAAAUCCAGGUGACGGCACAAAAAGGUAGGAGAAGUUAUAGGAUCGCAGCAGGUCCCGUUUGACAAGUAACACUUAUGUUACAGACACUUGGCUUACUUUGUUAAAGCGGUUUACAUGUCCAGCAGAAAGCCUACAGGGUCAGCAAGAUCCCAAAGCGUCCCCCAUCAUUUAUGUUGAUCUGUCUUUUUAGAUCUUGUCCGGUCUACCUCUGUUUUAAGCAACUGUUAUUCCGCCAGAGUCUCUGGUAUUUACUUUGUUUUCUUGCUUGUGUCGGAAGUCGUGGCCAAAGGAGUAUUGAGACUAUUUUCCGAACUUUCUGGUUGGUUUCUGGUUGGCACGCUAACUUUGUUUGGGCUCUCUAACUUUGUUUGGGCUCUUGAACGACACGGGGGAGCAGCGUCUGCCUCACAACCGACCAGGUCGGGUUAGGUGGAGAACGGCUUAAUUAACAGUCAGAAAGAGCGGACCGCUCAAAAAUGUAAAAAUGUUGACAAUACAGAUAUAAAAGAACACAGAGAUAUUGUUAUAUUCCCAAAUGUCAUCAAUAACUUAAAACUAUUGACUGAAAUUAAAAGAUUUUUGUAAAUACACCACAAAAAAAGAUGAUUCUUUGCUCUGAUGAUCUGAUGCUAACUCUGAUCUGAUGCUAACUAUCACUCUGAUGCUAACUGUUGCUCUGAUGUUAACUCUGAUCUGAUGCUAACUAUGGCUCUAAUGCUACCUAUCGCUCUGAUGCUAACUGUUGCUCCAAUGCUAACUCUAGUCUGAUGCUAACUAUCAUUCUGAUGCUAACUAUAGCUCUGAUGCUAACUCUGAUUUUAUGCUAGCUGUUGCUUUGAUGCUAACUGAUGCUUUUAUGCGAACUGGUGCUUUGAUGCUAUCUCUGAUGUGAUGCUUACUAUCCUCUGAUGCUAACUGUUUCUCUGAUGCUAACUGUGCUCUGAUGCUAACUCUGAUCUGAUGCUAAUCAUCUCUCUGAUGCUAACUGUUACUCUGAUGAUAACUCUGAUCUGAUGCUAACUAUCACUCUGAUGCUCACUGUUUCUCUGGUGCGAACUGUUGCUCUGAUGCUAACUCUAAUCUGAUGCUAUCAUUCUGAUGCUAACAAUCUCUCUGAUGCUAACUGUGCACUGAUGCUAACUCUGAUCUGAUGCUUAAUCUGCUCUGAUGCUAACUGUCACUCUGACGCUAACUAUCGCUCUGAUGCUAACUAUCAGUCUGAUGCUAACUAUCACUCUGAUUCUUACUAUUGCUCUGAUGCUAACUGUUGCUUUGAUGCUAACUCUUUCUCUGAUGCUAACUGUCACUCUGAUGCUAACUCUGAUCUGUUGCUAACAAUCACUCUAAUGCUAACUGUUGCUCUGAUGCGAACUGUUGCUCUGAUGCUAACUCUAAUCUGAUGCUAACUCUAAUCUGAUGCUAACUAUCAUUCUGAUGCUAACAAUCUCUCUGAUGCUAACUGUGCUCUGAUGCUAACUCUGAUCUGAUGCUAACUGUCACUCUGACGCUAACUAUCGCUCUGAUGCUAACUAUCACUCUGAUGCUAACUAUCACUCUGAUUCUUACUAUUGCUCUGAUGCUAACUGUUGCUCUGAUGCUACUCAUCCUCUGAUGCUAACCAUGGAUCUCAUGCUUAUUGCAGGUAGCUGCUCCCUAGCAUUAGCUGAGGUCACGGCUUUUAGACAGGAAGUGGCGGACAUCAUCACUCUCUCUAACUCCUCCCACUUCCCUCUUGGAUAUGGAUUCCUAUUGGCUAAAGGUUUGCCUCUGACCCCAGAGGAGCUUCAGAUCAGCCAAUCAGAGGAGGCGCUGCAGAUCACCAAUAGGCUGCUGAGUUACUCCAAAGCUGCCCUGAGAUUGGCUGCCUUCUCCAGUGAGUCACUGUCAAACAGAGUAUUUUUCCUCACUUGUCGCCUCUAAUGCUCACAAACCGCAGGUUCUUUUUAAUGUAUUUGACUCUUUAGUAAAACCCUGUGAUGCUGUCUGUGUUGAGCCUUCAUCUUGUCUCUGUGAGGACUUUGUGGUGGUGGUAAGCUUACGUCCUGCUAACAGUCCAUCUGAUAGCAUUCCUUCCUGUUUGUUCAAGGAGGUACAGUUCAGUCUUUUAUUUUUGCUGUGUCCGAAUUGCCCGCUCGCAUACUACAUGCUACUGCUACGUGCUACUGCUAGAUCCUACUCCUACAUACUAAACACGUUGGCCCAAUUCAGACACACUAGACGAGCGGUGGGGAAAGACGACCCCUGCAGGCAGAGAGUAGGUACUGCGCCCGUUUUAGACUCUGAAUGGUAAUUGUGCAAGUGAUGGAUGCUGCUGUAUUAUAUUCCUGCACUGCUUUAGAAAUUCACAAAGUAGCUUUUCCAUUACUUUUAGCCUUCAUUCACUCACGUGGUGAUCGUUUGUUCAAUGAGAUCUGCCUGAUUAGUGCAGCUGUGCAGUUUAAUGAUGGAAUAAGUGAGCUUUACCUCCAUGAUGUCGCCACAUGUUUGCUCAUACAAUGAUUACUUGGGCAAAUAUGACACCAUGACAUGACAAAGAGAUACAACCGCACAUUUUUUUAGGACAGUGUGUGAAGUUACAUUAAAAUUACAUCUGUACUGCUGUGGUCCUGCCUCCUGCUGCUGCUGCUGCUCCGCCAUGGUGCGCACUGCUGUGGCCAGCCGGCGUUCGCGACACAUUUAAAUAGGCAGAGCAGCUGGUGGCGCAUAACAUGCGCUUCUACAACUUUUAAGAGGACGAAGAAGAAGCCCGCUGUGCAUUUUGGGUCAGUAGCACGCCCGUAGGAUGCACCGCGACCAUCCUACAAUGUGAGCGUGUCUAGUAUCUGAAGUAGUAUCUGAAGUAGCAUGCUACUCGCUCCGGUGGCCAAUUCGGACAUGCUACAUACUACUUCGACUACUACUUGGCAAUUUGGACGCAGCAUUUGACUCUCAUUAAUCGGUGUCUCAGCUCUGGAAGUGUGCCUUCCUCCUUCAAACAUGCCACAGUGCAGCCUCUCUUGAAGAAGAAAAACUUGGAUCCCUUGGUUUUGUCCAAUUUUAGGCCAAUAUCCAAACUCCCUUUUAUUUCCAAGGUUUUAGAAAAGGUUGUCUCUCUCUUUUUUCAAGGGGCAAAUGUUUCAGUCUGGUUUUAAGUCUCAUCACAGCACUGAAACUGCUCUUUUAAAAGUUUUGAAUGAUCUUUUGUCAAACCUUGAUUCUGGUAACUGUGCCUUUUUAAUCCUCCUUGACCUGACAGCAGCGUUUGACACGGUGGAUCACUCAAUCCUCCUAUCACGCCUUGAACAUUGUGUAGGCAUCAUAGGCACCGCUUUGAGCUGGUUCAGAUCAUACCUCUCUGAGAGAUCUUUCUCUGUGCACAUGGGCCAGUUUUCUUCCACAGUUGUCCCUCUGAUGUGUGGGGUCCCCCAAGGGUCAGUUCUGGGUCCCCUACUAUUCUCCCUCUAUAUGCUACCCUUGGGGUCAAUUUUUAGAAAGCAUGGUGUUCCUUUUCACUGUUUUGCUGAUGAUGUGCAGGUGUAUUUGCCUGUGAAGGUCCCAACCAAAGACUCUCUGCAGGUCAUGCUUAACUGCAUGAGUAAUGUAAAGACAUGGAUGGAUCUUAAUUUUUUAACAUUAAAUGAAAACAAAACAGAGGUCAUCUUGUUCAGUCACCAACUUUGUGGAACGCUUUCCCCCUGACAGUGCGUACUGCUAACAGCCUUUCCACUUUUAAAACACUUCUGAAGACGCACCUGUUCACUUUAGAUUUUAGGGAAGUAUAGUUACUUUUAUUGGGUAUUUUAUUUUUUUUUGUUUAUCUUUAUUGUUGUCUUAUGUUUUUAUAUGUUUUAUGCUUUUAUUGUUUUAUAGUUUUUUAUUGUUUACUGUCUCUGGCUAUUUUACUGUAAAGCACUUUCGUAGGCCACUGGCUGUUUUUAAAUGCUCUAUAUAAAUAAAGCUGACAUUGACAUGGAGUGUGUUCAUGGAUAUCAGCUGAUAUCCAUGAACACACUCCAUGAUAAAGAUCAAAAUAUUUGAUAAAAUAAUAAAAAACACAAAAAAAUUUAUUUUCUGUUUUUUCAGCUGUGCAGAUGUUUCUUCCUCCUCAUCAUCGCUCCUAUCAGCCGUUCACUCCUCAGUGUGACGCUGACGGACACUGGCUGCACACACAGUGUUACCACAGCUCAGGUAUCACACACACACACACACACAUACACACACACACACACACACACACACACACACACACACACACACACACACACACACUUAUGCACAAGUUAAAGCUGCAGAAGUGUCCUUUAAAUUGAAGCUUUCUGUGUGUGUUCAGGUCAGUGUUGGUGUGUCGAUGAAGAGGGAGAGUAUGUCCAAAACACUCUGAGCAGCCGAUCACUGCAGCUGCCGAAAUGUGAGAAAACACACACACACAUACACACACACACACACACACACACACACAGAUUCAGCUCUGUCUUCACCUUUUUCUCUCCUGCAGGUCUGACUCGCUGUCAGAGAGCCCAGGCACACAUGAUGCUCUCUGGUUGGUUAAAAAGCUAUGACAUCACAGCAGCAUCACCUUACAGCCCGCAGUGUGAGGAGGUAGGACGACACACACACACACACAUAUACACACGCACACACACACUAGGGGUGUGAAUCUCAGCACUGAGGAUGAUUCGAUACGCAUCUCAAUGCACUGCCAGCGAUACGAUACUUUAACGAUACAUGGAAUUUUCUGGCGAUACGAUGCGAUACGAUUCACCCUCUUCACAAUGCGAUACGAUACGAUAAUCAUUUAGUUCAAAUCAAUGCGAUCCGAUACGAUAUGAUGCAAUUUGUUGCGUUAUGAUGCAAUUCAACAUGAUGCAAAUAAGCAAAGAAAAAAAAGAAAUAAAAAUAAAAGAUGGAAUUCAGUAUGGUACUACAAAAAUGAUUUGGCUUUAUUCCUUAAAGGCACUUUAAGGCAGUAAAUUCAACAAAAGUGCUUUUUGUCUUUUUUCUAUGCUCCUUUGGGUUCCAUUUUGUACAGUUACACAGAUUAGACAGACCUCCUGCAACUGUUAAGGAAUCUGAAUCAAUAAAAUCAAAAAAAAAAAAAAAAAGGAUUCCAAUCCUAACCCUACAUCACACAAGUGCUCUAUACUUGUUGGGUAAUAUUACAGUACACAUUAUUAAACAACUAAUGCACUGCCUAACAUGGUGCAAAUAAACCAUUCAGUGGCCAUACUACUGUCUGCCAAACCAAUGUGCUAGAGUUGACUUUCUAACUGGCCACUGAAAAUCAGUGAUUUGAGUGAGUUCUGCAAUAAUAAAAGAGUAAAACAAUUACACAAUAAUUACUGCUGUAAAAAGUACAGUAAACAGCAACCACAAAACACUCUCAAUGAGUAACCUAAAGUGACACUUUCAACAGUGCAAUCAAUGUUAAGGGAGGGAAGGUGGCGUUACACUUGAUGUGGUGUACUCUUUUUAAGUGGGUCUGCAUGUUUGUCGUGCUGCCGUUGUACGGCUUCUUAACGCGGCAUUCUUUGCAAAUGACGGACGUUUUGUCGAGCUUUCUGUCUUUCUUUGCAAAUCCGUAGUGUUUCCAAACAUAUGAUUUAAACGUAGCGGGUGCAUUACAUAUAAACUCUUCCUCGCUGCUGCUCACUUGAACGUGGUCCAUGCUGUUUUUAUUAGUAGUGCAUUGUAUGUCCCUCACGGCUUCCGUCCGUAUUCAAUACAAAACGCGAAAUAAUGAUGGUGCAUUCAAUGCGCCUGGGGAACAGCAGAUUGGGUGAAGUUUAACAUGAAUAAAACGGCGCUUGCAUCGGAUUUUACCGAUACCCACCAACGCAUCUAGAUGAAUCUAGAUUUAUCCCGUCAAUUGCAUCGAUACCCAGUGAAUGAGCCGACGCAGUCGCAUCGCGCACAUGCGCAUCGAUUAAUUUAGAUUAUUUUCCACACCCUUAACACACACACACACACACACACAGAGACUAAACUGAGGAAUAAAUAAAGUUGAUAAAGCUGCAUUAGAAAAAACAUUUUCAACUCAACAUCUUAAUAUACAGUGUUUGAUUAUCUUUUAUUUUGAAAAUCCGAGCUGUGACUGAUUUCCUUGUUUGUGUUCCAGGACGGUCGUUUCUCUGUGCUGCAGACAGGGGGCACUGCAGGCUGGUGUGUCAACCCUCAGACUGGAGAAGUGAUGCAGACGGCCGUGAAGGGCGCCGACGGACAGAUGACAUGUACACACACUUACUUACACACACACACACAAUCACUCUGUUUCCGAUAUGUUCACUGACCCCCUCUGUAAACUCUCUGCGGUGCGUUCAGGUCCCAGCUGGUGUCGGCUCAAAGGCUCUCAGUGUCGCCGUGAUGGCUCCUUCAUUCCUCUGCAGUGUGAUGUCACUUCCUGUUGGUGUGUCUCUGAAGAUGGCCAGGAAGUGGGUGGGACUCGAACCCUUAGACAGACAGGAAGGACCUUGUCAUGUGACCGUAAGAGCCUCGUACAGCGCCCUCUGGUGGAGAGCUGAUGAACUGCCGAGACUCUGAUACGUCUUCUCACUCGUUCUCUUCAGGUCCUCUCUGUCCUGCCGCCGUAACCCAUGGUGCACUGGUCUGCCACCCUGCAGUUGAUGGUCGUCAGACUUGUGACCUUGUCUGUCACCAUGGUUACCAGAUCUCACUUCCUGCCAGCAUCUUCCAGUGUGAGACUGAAAGUGGGAAAUGGUCCGGAGGAAACCACCCGCUGGAAGGAGCCUGUCAAAGUAAGAGGGCCGACUGAUAAAGGAACAUUACGCAGUUUUAAUGUUGAACUGUGUCAGUGCUGAAACUCAAACACACUGGAGUCAUGUGAUCAAUAUAUGAGACGGUUAAUCUAAGUCUGAAAGGAGAAGUAAAGGAUAAAAGAAUCAAGUAAUGGGGGUUAAACAUGAAAACACGGUCAAAUUAGAGCAUUCAUGUGUUCAUCAUCCCAUCAUCAUCAUCAUCCCUCCUGCUGUAGUCAGACUUUGAAACUCAUGAAAGUCGAAAAGUCUGACUUUAUGAUUUCUGUGGGUAAAAUGAAAAACAACUCAGAACUGGCUAAUUAGAUUAUCGAUGAUGAAGAAACAGUUGCCCCCAAUUUCCACCUUCAUCCUGAACGUCUACUAAAAGGUUGUAUCCUCCGAUCAUAGCUGAUCGUAACCAUUCAAGUAAACUUGUCAAUUUCCACCGGCUUCUUUCCGUUCCUCCGUGGAUUGCCAAACUCCACAGCUGAUCGCAAGAGUUCUAUUUUUUUCCGGACACCAGAGCAUGCCGGAUAAAUUCAGCACAGAUUAACCUAUACUGUCACAGAUCUACAGCCGAGUCUGUACAGAUUUUAGUCUUGAAGUCAGGACAAAUUUCCCGAAAAGAGAGACAGAUAUCACAUCAGACUGUAAUCACAACCGCUGAAAUAAACACCCUCUGAAUACUGACCUCAAACAAGCCGAGUGGACCCUCUACUCUUUGAAAGUAAGGAUGCAGCAUCUAUGAUUUCCAGUUCUUUGUUGAAAGGACAACUGGACUUACUUGAGACAUUUGCCAAGUAAAUCCAGUUGUCCUUUUUCAAAAGAGUGUUAGAUUUUGAUCCAUCAGACCUCAGGACAGUUUACAGACAAGUGAUAUUUAGCCCAUGCGGUGAUCCAACUACAGAGUCCUGAUGCUCCUAACCCCCAAUUUCCACUGCAUCCUGAACGUCUACUAAAAGUUUGUAUCCUCCGAUCGUAGUUGAUCGUAACCAUUCAAGUUAACGUGUCAAUUUCCACUGGCUUCUUUCCGUUCCUCUGAGGAUCGCCGGACUCCACAGCUGAUCACAAGAGUUCUAUUUUUUCUGGACGCCGGAGCAUGCCAGAUAAAUUCAGCACAGAUUAACCCAUGCUGGAAAGGAAGUCGGGCACAGACACAAAAUAAAACAUCCAGCUUCUUUUUGAAAUAAAACACUCUGUGUUUCAGGCGGAUCGUAUUUCACACCAUGCAAACGGGCAGAGACGAACAAGUGAAAGGUUUUUAGACGUCAUUUCACCCCGAUGACACCAUGGAUGAGGAGACGCUGAUUCUACAAGUCUAGAAAUAGAUUUCCUCCUCUGGAAGGACACAAUCAACUGCUUAUAUGUCUAUGUAUCUGUUUUUAUAGAGACAACUCGUUAUCGCGCGAUUGAACGUGAAUCCGUGGGUUCUUGAGAUUUUUCAUGAUUACCGCUGUCUGUAAUCUGCCACGAAAUCCGCCUCACAAACUGAUCUGGUGGGUAUUAGUGGACGGGGAAAAUUGCUGCCGUUCCGGAUCGGAGCCGUUCAGGAUGCGGUGAAAAUUGGGGGUGAAAGUCACAUGAACAAGAUUUUUAAGGAUAUUAUUAUUGAAUGACUCUCACAAGAAGGUCACACAGGAGUCUGACUGAACUGGAUUUAAUGAGUGAUAAACAUGAACAGACUGAUCAGUUUGACAUUUCAGUGAAAUCGAAGAGUCGACAUAAAAACAUGAAAACAUAAAACAUCCUUUCAGCUGUUUGAUGAUCUGAAGUCAAAGUCAAAUUUAUUUAUAUACUUCACCUCAAACAAACACGAUCAGUUGGACUGAUAUAAGUGAUUCAGACACAUUCACUCGUGUGUGUGUGUGUGUGUGUGUGUGUGUGUGUGUGUGUGUGUGUGUUUGUCUGCAGUCUCUCAGCCUCUUCAGUCUGUGUCAUCCUCUCAGCUCUGGCUCUUGUCGUCGUCCUGCUCUCAGAUCAGCCAUUUACAGACUCUGCUGUCAAACACCAUGAGGGGCAGAGGGACCUGCUCUGUACAGGUAAACUCACCCGAAACACACCUGUGUCUGACCCCGACCCUAACACUGACCCAUCACUACACCAGCAGAGAUCUGAGGAGGAUCUCUGUCUCUACAUGAAGGUCAGCUGACAACCAAACAUCUACACUGAGACACUGACCUGAAAGAAGAGAGACCAUCUACAGAGAAACUGAGACUCUGUUUACAGAGAAACUGAGACUCUGAGUAUUUACAGAAAAACUGAGACUCUGAGUACUAAUGGAUAAACUGAGACUCUGUUUACAGAGAAACUGAGAAUCUGACUGUUAACAGAGAAACAGAGACUCUGACUGUUUACAGAGAAACUGAGACUGAGUGUUUACAGAGAAACUUAGACUGAAUGUUUACAGAAAAACUGAGACUCUGAGUAUUAACGGAGAAACCGAGACUCUGUUUACAGAGAAACGGAGUCUCUGAGUGUUAACAGAGAAACUGAGACUCUGAGAGUUUACAGAGAAACUGGGACUCUGACUGUUUACAGAGAAAAAGCUGAUAUCUCAGCCUCUGUAGCAGAUAAAAACAAAUUCAAAAAGUAUUUGAGAGCUUAAAAAGAUAAUUAUCUUGCAAGCCACAUGGCUUUCAAGAUAACUAUCUUUUUAUUUUUUUUAUUUAUUUUUCACAUUAUUCAAAUCACAUUAUUGAAAACCUUGAACAAACAAACUCAAAUGAAAUAAAGCGGCUUCAUAAAUAGAAGUAAAGACUCUGCUCUGGAGAAUAGCAAACAAUUUUCUUUCUGUAAAACAAGUGGCAGUCAUGAUAAAGUGUCCAUUCAAUACAAAUGAAAAUAUAAAAAAUAAAGUGUUGAAAGGGUAUACUGCUGCCCUAGUAAAGUGCCAGUACAAAAGCAAUAACUAAAAACUCAAAAUAAGUAAGUAGUAAGUGUCUGGCAGUGUGUUCAUGUCUGUACUCACCCAAAGUCAUGCAACACUCAGAGAAAUGGCUGAUAGUGUGAGCCAAAGACCUCAAUAUGAAGAGGUUGUUCAAACCCUUUACAGACAUCGACUGGAGGUCCACCAGAUGUCUUCCUCGUCGUCCAAAAACAUUCCUCUCAUCCUAGUGUGGCCCAGACAGUUCAGAAUAGAGGUCGUCAACAUCAUCAUUUCUGUCAGUAUCACAACCUUUGUUAAGGCUGGAUGCUUCUCCUCCAAAGCUGCUCUCUGCCUCUGUGAUUGUUUGAUUUACUGAUGAAGCACAUAGCAAGAUUCAAGCAUGAAUCCGGUUGCUUUAUUAGCCUAUCAGAGGCAGACAGGUAUAACGAUUUGAAUUCAAAAUAAAUGUCCUAAAAUAAUAGAAUUAAAUUAUGACAUUUAUACACUCGUUGAAGGGGCACCACCCACCUUUUCUGGUGGGAAAAAGACUAACAAAAUUCAAUUGAGUAAUCAAAGGCUGAAUCAGUCUUAAACAGAUUUAAAUCAAUCUUACAUCUGAGGCCAGAAUUCUCAUUUCAGGGACUUCACUUCUGGAAGGACCACUAAGAGACGACAACUUAAAAUUAAAUGGACAAUAUAUUGACACAUGCUAGGUGAUAACAUAAAUUCAAUAAAUGGCAAUCAAAUAAUGAGAAACUAAAAGAACAUCUAGUGAAUAAAUAAAGGAAUGGUUUGAACUGAAACUAAGACUGGAGGUUAAUAAUAGUGAGUGAAUAAGGAAAAAUCUAACCUACGUUAACUGGGUUACGAGGAUAAAUUUGGAAGAGGAAUUGAAAGAAACUAAACUAUAGUUAAAAUUAUAAGCUCUGAAUGCUUGACAGCAUCACCGGUUCUUCAAGGUGUGUUUGCCUACUUAUUCGAUGAUGGUUCUCAGCGACAAUCUUGGAGCGGAUCACUGAAGGCCCAGGCAACAGAGGGUCUUUGCGGGGCGACUAGCAGCCGGCCGAAUGGAGUCUUUGUCGUCACACCCAAAUGCACGCGAAAUGCACCCCGUGGGUCCCACAGCGCUCUCCUUCCGGAAUCUUGUGUCAAACGCAGUGCGGCAGAUGAUGCAGGUCGGUCCUCCGGGUGUUCAGGAUUAGCUUUACUGCAGAUUAAUUCGCACUAAUAACUGGCCAGCCGAUAUUAUUCUCAGGAGUCACUUUAGCGAACUAAACAAAAAAAAGACUUAGACUUAGGUACUCUAUGUGCACAGCUGAUUACUAAUGUUUCAAAAGGAACUUGGGUAUGGUUUCAUCCAAGUUUCUGCAAAAGUCUGAAAAAUUAGGGCAAAUAAAAAAAACAUGGGAAAAAGUUACAAGACGAUGGAUGGAGACAAAAACACACGAGACAAAAAGACGGUAAGAGCAAAGAUGGUAAGAGGAUAAAUAGAGUGAGUAGCGUCAGCUCAGCGCUUUAAACCCAUUUGAUGUGGGGCGUGAACCAAAGGGGGGGGGGGGGCAAGCUCUGCACUCUUCGUUCACAGCGGGGGCUGAUCAGGCUGGCAGCGAAUUGAUUUUAACUUGCAGGAUUAAUAAGCGAGUUAGGUCUAAUUUACUCACUCACUAUGAUUUGUGCUGUUUAUCAAAUCACAUAUGAUAUAGUUUCACUUCAUCGUUUCUUAUGAGCAGUUGCAUCAAACCAUAACAUUAAAUGCAAGGUAAACUUUAAUCACCCGUUUUCCUGGUAGUCUAUAACCUGAGAAUUAAGAAGCUCUUUGAAAGUUAGAGAGGGAUGAAAACCAAGUUAUCUUUCUAACAGAAACACCAUCACGCAUAAACACAUAUGUGAUAACACUUAAUUGGAAUAUAACCUUGUCAAUCUGUACUUAGUAAAUGAUUAAAAUAUAUAUUCUGAUGAGGUAGACAAGCAUAGCGUAUAAAUGAUCAAAACAUUCUUAACUCAUGUAUAAAAGAGUUUUCAGUCACUACUUCUAAUAUUGCUUACCUAUUUUGGGAAAACCAUUCACUAAGCUACAAAGUAUACAACAGGCAACAUAAUUAAAUAAAAUAAUGACCAAAAUCAUAUUGGGAAAACACCACUAGGGGGAGCUCUUGGUCCAUAGAAAACCUGGAAUAAAUUUGUGAAGUUAGCAGUUUGGCUGAAACAUGCUGAACAAAUGGGACAAGGACUGUUUCACUGCUGAUGUGGUGUACAGAUGGAAAAUCCUGGUGAAGUGUCUAUUAAACCUGAAAUAGAAUCAUUUGCAGUUAUUUUCUUUAUUCUGCACCUAAAGAGAGUCACAGGAAAUACAGCCACUCUGAAGAUUUAUGGCUGUGGUCUGUUUCACAGAUGAAUGCUUUUGAUGCACUCUUGAGUUGAGUUCUCAUGAUCUUCUAAGGUACCUUUAAAGUUAAGGUGUCAAAUUUGAGAGUCCCCAGCCAAGAGCAGAGGAGUGAGUGUUUAUCCAGUCCGGGGGUUCUGCUGGAGAUUAGCAACUUUGUCUCUUUGAAAUGCAAAAGAUUGACUGUCUGUCUUUUGGGAGAUCACCUCUUGGUUAGUUUCCCACAGACAGGAGGUUGUAAAAGACCAUGGUUUGGUGUGGAAAUUCACCCCCCAUCUCCUUUCAGUGACCAGAGUCACUGCAUUCCUUUGAGGGUGAAUUAAAGAUGAGAAAGCAGAAACCAGUCGUCUGCUACACAGGUUUGAUGAUUUGAUUCACCACAACUCCAGAAAUGUUACAAAAUGAAGUAUCCGCGUUCCCGACUUAAAGGGGAGAAAUGUGUUCAUACUGUUUAAAUGGGUUAAUCACCAACAGGAGACAUAUAGUGUUAUUAUUAAUGUGUGUGUGUGUGUGUGUGUGUGUGUGUGUCCAUCCGUCCGUCCGUGUGUGUUUGUGUCCGUAUGUGUUGUGUGUCCGUGUGUGUGUCCGUCUGUGUGUGUGUGUUGUGUGUCCAUGUGUAUGUGUGUGUGUCGUGUGUCCACGUGUGUAUGUGUAGCUCCCCUCAGGUCCCUCCUUGUCUCUGUGUGAUCCUUCCCUCCUGAGUCUUCAGUGUGAUGAUAACGACACUCUGAAGGUUCUGAUCCAGUUCACUGCUGACCUAUCUGACCUCCCGACCUUUGACCUCCCAGACCUCCAUGACAUCAGUGAGUAGGAGCACUCGCUCUGUUGGACCAUGUGACUGAAGGACACUGUUCGAACCUCCUUGGAUCUUCUCUGUAUCAGGUCUGGUUGUGAAUGAGUCCAGACUCCUGGACCGGGUUCAGGGGGUCAUGACGUACAUCCGCUCCACGCUUACAUCAGAGCCCAAACUGGUUUCCAUGAUGACAGCGACUUUCGGCUGUUCCCGAGGUUUCCGCCUGACCUCAGAUGGCGACGGCUGCGGUGAGUCAGUUAUUGUCAUUCAUCCUCAACGCAGGGACUCCAACUCCCAUGAUGCCUCAGUGACAGUCAGUGAUCUUCUUCUCUGGUAUCUGUUCCAGUUCUGUGUCCUGCUGGAACUUUCUCCGGAGAGGGGGCGUGUCCUCUGUGUCCUCAGGGAACCUAUCAGGAUGAAAAGGGGCGGGACUUCUGCAACAGGUGUCCCAGAGGAACUUCACCUACUGGAGCAUCAUCUGUCAAUCAGUGUGAGUCUUUUCUGACUAAACCCUCCUUAUAGUGCCCCCCAAAAGGACAAAUGCUGCGUCCGAAUUGCCCGCUCGGAUACUACAUGCUACUGCUACAUACUACUGCUAGAUCCUACUCCUACAUACUAAACACGUUGGCCCAAUUCGGACACACUAUAGGCAGAGCAGCUGGUGGCGCUAGCAUCACAUGCGCUUCUACAACUUUUAAGAGGAUGAAGAAGAAGCCCGCGGUGCAUUUUGGGUCAGUAGCAUGCCCGUAGGAUGCACCGCAACCAACCUACAAUGUGGGCGUGUCUAGUAUCUGAAGUAGUAUCUGAAGUAGCAUGCUACUCGCUCCGGUGGCCAAUUCGGACAUGCUAGAUACUACUUCGACUACUACUUGGCAAUUCGGACGCAGCUAAUGUCUAAGAAAACUUCCAAAUCAGUCAUGUGACCUCUGUGUGUGUGUAUCAGGUGUUACAGAGUGUCAGAGGCGGGGUCUGCGCUGUUCAGGAGAGGGUGACUUCCUGCCAGCACAGCCUGACUUCCUGUCUGGCAGGUGGAGAUGUGUCAACAGUAAAGGGGUGGGGCUUGAUUGGACGAGUAGUGAAGAACCUCUGACUGAUGACGAGUGCUCAGGUGACUCUUCCAUGCUGCACUUUUUACUUUCUGCACAAAUGUUUCUUUUUUUGAUUUCUUAAUUUCCUGUUUUUACUUUUAUACUUCUAUAAUUUUUUAUUCUGAAUGUUUUUAAGUUACCUCGGCGCCAUGGUUCCUUCAGUUACACAGACCAGAUGUGUUGUUUGAGUGUAUUAUCCACAGGGGGCGAUCUCAGUCCACUGUUUGAGUUUUAUUUAUUUCAGAAUUAACGAUAAAGCUACCUUGAACUGUGACCUUUGAUUCUUAGCAGCCAUUCAGAGAGCAGCUUUCGUUUUUAUCACUCUAGAUUUCACUGUGAUAAAGGUGUGUGUGUGUGUGUGUGUCUCAGUUGUCAGUAGGUUUCAGCCUGUUCCUAAAUCAGAUGUGAUUGUCAGAGCUGAAAACGCUGAAAUCCUGCAAAGAUUGACCUCUGACCUCACAUCCUGCGUCAAAGGUAAAACACACAAACACACACACUCUCACGCUCACAUACACAUACACUCUCACGCUCACACACAUACACAGUCGUGGCCAAAAGUUUUGAGAAUGACACAAAUAUUGAAUUUUCACAGGUUCUGCUACUUCACAGUUUUCAGGGAGUUUUGUCAGAUAAUUCUAUGGUAUACUGAAACACAAUUUCAAGCAUUUCAUAAGGAUCAAAAGCUUUUAUUGAAAAUUUCACAGAGUUAAUGCAACAAGUCAAUAUUUGCAGUGUUGACCCUUCUUUUUCAAGACAUCUGCAAUUCUCCCUGGCAUGCUGUAAAUCAACUUCUGGACCAAAUCCUUACUGAUGGCAGUCCAUUCUUGCGUAAUCAAUGCUUGGAGCUUGUCAGAAUUUGUGGGUUUUUGUUUGUCCACUCGCCUCUUGAGGAUUGACCACAAAUUUUCAAUGGGAUUAAGAUCUGGGGAGUUUCCGGGCCAUGGACCCAAAAUCUUUAUGUUUUGUUCCCCCAGCCAUUUAGUUAUUACUUUCGCUUUAUGGCAAGGGGCUCCAUCAUGCUGGAAAAAGCAUUGUUCAUCACCAAACUGGUCUUGGAUGGUUGGGAGAAGCUGCUCUUGGAGGACGUUCUGGUACCAUUCUUUAUUCAUGGCUGUGUUUUUUGGCAUGAUUGUGAGAGAGCCCACUCCCUUCACUGAGAAGCAACCCAACACAUGGAUGGUCUCAGGAAAUUUGACUGUUGGCAUCAGACAGGACUGAUGGUAGCGCUCACCUCGUCUUCUCCGGGCUUUUUUCCAGAUGUCCCAAACAAUCGGAAAGGAGAUUCAUCUGAGAAAAUCACUUUACCCCAGUCCUCAGCAGUCCAAUCCCUGUACUUUUUGCAGAAAAUCAGUCUGUCCUUGAUAUUUUUUCUGGAGAGAAGUGGCUUCUUUGCUGCCCUUCUUGACACCAGGCCUUCCUCCAAAAGUCUUCGCCUCACUGUGCGUGCAGAUGCACUCACACCUGCCUGCUGCCAUUCCUGAGCAAGCUCUGCACUGGUGGCGGCCCGAUCCCGCAGCUGAAACAACUUCAGGAGACGGUCCUGGCACUUUGUGGACUUUCUUGGGUGUCCUGGAGCCUUUUUGGCAACACUUGAACCUCUCUCCUUGAAGCUCUUGAUGAUCCGAUAGAUGGUUGACUGAGGUGCAAUCUUAGUAGCUGCUAUAAACUUUCCUGUUAGGCCCUUUUUUGUGCAGUGCAAUGAUGACUGCACGUGUUUCCUUGCAGGUAACUAUGGUUAACAGAAGGGGAACAAUGAUGUUAAGCGCCAUCCUCCUUUUGAAGUGUUGAGUCUGUCACUUUAACGCAAUCAUGACAGACUGAUCUCCAGCCUUGUCCUCAUCAACACCCACAUCUGUGUUAACAAGGAUUCAUGUCAUUGAAAUGAUGUUAGCUGGACUUUUUGUGGCAUGGCUAAAAUGCAGUGUAAAUGUGUCUUGGGGAUAAAGUUCAUUUUCAAUCUAAAGAGGGACUUUGCGAUCAAUUGCAAUUGAGCUGGUCACUCUUCCUAACAUUCUGGAGUAAGUGCAAAUUGGCAUUAGAAAAAUUGAAGCAGCAAAUUUUGUCAAAAUCAAUAUUUGUGUUAUUCUCAAAACUUUUGGCCACGACUGUACACACACACACAGACCUAAUGAGGUAUUAUCUGUCUUUAUGAAAUGAUGAAGGUCCAAAUUAAACUCCAUAAAGGACAGUUUUGUGAUUUACUUAGUGCUGAUUUUCUGUAUAGGGUUUGGUGGCUUUGUAAAAUAGGUUGGAUUGAUACUGGAUUUAAAAAAAAAAUGAUUACAAUAAAAAUCAAACAUGAACUUUUUAUUAAUUAUCUUCAUAGAAUUGGUCAAACUUCAUCCUGAUGUCUCUAGUGUUCAGGUUCUUACAGUCCAGAUUCUGGUCCUUCAAAAUUCUCGAGUCUCACUGAGUCGUUGCUUCUGCUGACUCUGUUUUCUUUGUUUCAAUCUCAGCCUGCGCAGAAGAGCCUUCCUGCCACCAUGUGGCACUGUUCAACGGACAGACUCAUUGUGAACUGUACAGCACACACACACUAAACACACAUUGCAACACCUCCCAACAGGUAAACACCUGCUGCUGCUCUGCCCACCUCCGCACCAGCUCCUCCUCUUUACACUGUCUCUUAUUUUACCUGUUGUCUUUGCUGCUGCUCUUCCCACCUUUGCACCAGCUCCUCCUCUCUACGCUGUCUCUGAUUUUCACUGUCCUCUUUUCAGCUGCUCUCCGCGCCUCCACACAGCUCCUCCUCCCUACACUGUCUCUGACUUUACCUGUCAUCUUUGCUGCUGCUCUCCCUGCCUCCACACUAGCUCCUUCUCUCUAUGUGUUUCUUAUUUUACCUGUCAUCUUUGCUGCUGCUCUGCCCACCUUUGCUCCUCCUCUCCAAGCUGUCUCUGAUUCGCUGUCCUCUUUUCAGCUGCUCUCCCCACCUCCACACAAGCAACUUUUCUCUAUGCUGUUUCUGAUCUUACCUAUUGUCUUUGCUGCUGAUCUCCCUGCCUCCACACCAGCUCCUCCUCUCUACGCUGUCUCUGGUUUUACCUGUCAUCUUUGCUGCUGCCUUCCCUACCUCCACACCAGCUCCUCCCUUCUAUGCUGGUUUUAAUUCUACCUGUCAUCCUUGCUGCUUCUCUGCCCGCCUCCACACCAGCUCCUUCUCUCUAUGCUGCUAUUAAAUUUACUGGUUGUUUUUGUUGCUGCUCUCCCCACCUCAACACCAGCUCCUCCUCCCUAUGCUGUUUCUGACUUUACCUGUCAUCUUUGCUGCUGCUCUCCCUGCCUCCACACAAGCUCCUUCUCUCUACUUGUUUCUUAUUUUACCUGUCGUCUUUGCUGCUAUGCCCACCUUUGCACCAGCUCCUCCUCUCUACGCUGUCUUUGAUUUUCGCUGUCCUCUUUUCUGCUUCUCUCCCCGCCUCCACACCAGCUCCCCCCUUCAACUCUGUCUCUGAUAUUACCUGUCCCCUUUUCUGCUGCUCUCCCCACCUCCACACCAGCUCCUCCUCUCAAUGCUGUCUCUAAAUUUAACCUGUCGUCUUUGCUGCUGCUCUCCCCUCCUCCACACAAGCAACUUCUCUCUAUGCUGUAUCUGAUCUUACCUAUUGUCCUUUCUGCUGCUAUCCCCGCCUCCACACCAGUUCCUCCUCUCUACGCUGUCUCUGAUUUUACCUGUUGUAUUUGCUGCUGCUUUCCCCAACACCACACCAGCUUCUUCUCUCUACGCAGUCUCUGAUUUUCGCUGUUGUCUUUGCUGCUGCUCUCCCUGCUUUAGAUUUUCAUAUGUGUUUAUCAAUCACAGGAAGGUCAUCCCUUAAAAUGACCACAUUAAAAAUGACUAUUGGUAACACUGACUGUGACACCGCCCUUUUACUCAUGCAGGUGGAGGAGUGUUGAGCUCUUUUUAUCUGUCCUGACCAAAGACUGUAUAUAGAUUGGACAGAGUCUGCCUCCUCGCUGGGUGAAGCCACUGCGAGAACAGCACCCUCUGUUGAUGGGCUGCAGUAUAGGUCAUAAAUCCCGCCUCCGCCAGCAAGGCUUAUGGAGCUGUGGACAAACUUUAGAAAUUUAUUACACAGAAUAUAAAUUAUUCUCCCCCCUGCUUUUGGUGUUGACAUGUAGUUACUGUAAGACUGGUUUGUGCUCAAGUCCUCUUUUUUCUGUGAAGCUUCGUUUUUAAAAGUUAUUAGGGGUGGUCAUGUUUGCUAUGACUGACACCUGAUACAGCCUAUGGGCGUUCAGGGAUUGCGUAGCUCUCCCGGGGGCAUACGCUGUUUGAGCCGAGCGUCAUCACAGUGACUCUCUGCGACUGCACGGCCGAAUGCGCACAACGCUACUGCACAGCGCUGGUUUCAGGAAAUGAAGAAAAAUCCCGGAAAUACCGAGAGCUUUUUGGCUUCAAAUCCGUAUACAGGCGGUAGGCGGAAGAAGGUUGUCCAUAGUAUAUACAGUCUAUGGUCCUGACUGAAUCGUUGAUGUUGAUCACAUGACCUUUUAUUUCAGACCAGUGGAUUUCUGGGUAAUCCUCAGGCUGAGCUUUUCGAUUCGCUGAGCUGCUCUGUGAGAGUAAGGGGCGGAGCUUCAGAUCUCGUGGUCAUCAGAAAGAAAGGUACUGUCAGCUAACCUCAGGUGACUGAAAAUAAAAUCAUAAUCCACUUAUUCAGUUUUUGUUACAGGUGUGUUCAGGUGUGCUUAGGUGUGUGCGUACCUGUGUGUGUCUCAGGGGCUGAGUUUUCCCUGCAGAAGCAGCAGCAGCAGAGUUUUGAGAGGAUGAGGAUGAAGAAGGUGGUGUCAGGUGUGUUCAGGACUCAGGUGUUCUCCUCAGCGCAGACCUCUCUGUCUGAUGCUCAUCGUUUCUGUCAGGACGGCUGUCGCCGCGACACCUGCUGUGACGGGUUCAUCCUCAACCAGAACGUCCUGAACGGCGGUACGUUACCAUGGAGACAAACCACACCUUAGUGAGCAGCUGCAUGAAUGAAUGAAAGAGGAUGUAGGUGAACGGAUGAAUGAAUGAAACCUCUCUGUCCCACCCUCUUAGGUUCCCUGCUCUGUGGUUGGCUGAGCGCUCCGUCAGUCUUGAUGUGCGGGGAUGAGGACUGGGAUGUUACAGGACAGGGACAAGCCAAUCGUAUCUGCGGGGCGGGGCUUACAUACAACGAGCAGCAGAAGAGCUUCGUGUUCGACUUUGGGGGUCAAAACUUCAUUAUCAGUAAGAUAGAGAGUUCGACUUACAAAGUUCUGAGUUUUAGCACAGGUCAAGUUCUGAUAGGCUGUAUUGGGACAAUGGAAAAAGUGUCUAGAAAGUGAAUUUCGUUCCACUACGCUGGUGCUACUUGUUCAAUGCAUUUUUGCAUAGACAAUACCCUUCCGGACUUUGGGUUAACUAUCUACUCAGACUAUCUGUCCGACUUUUGUCACCAGCCAGAAAUGUACAUGUUUGUGAGUAACACAAAAAGCAAUUAUAUGGUGCUGCUGUAUUUGCUUGUAGAAACUGCUAUGUUGAUUCUGGCAAGACAAAAUCUUUCUCAAAUGUCAUAAAUACAUCUACCUAACAUCUGAAACAGUUAUUGGUGCCUUAGUUAACGCAUAAGUGAAUUCAGAUGAUGAAAUGUAGCAAAUUUCUUGAAGAAAACGUCUCAACUAAAGUGAUUUGCACCCAGCACAAUGAAAUAUAUAAAGUAAAUUUAGCUAAAAGCUUCAUACUUAAAAAUGACACAACCUACUGUGUAAUAAAAGCAAUAAAAUAUGAACAGCACACCAUGGCCAUAAAUGGCUGAAAAUCAAUCAAAUUGCUACCACGCCCCCCAAAAUUGGACUAAUGGAAAAAAUGUAACAAGACAAAAAUAAAUGCACAAAAGGUCUGAAUUAAUUCACAAUAUGGUAUAAAACAUUUAUUCAAGUAUCACAGUGUCAAAACAUUUGACAUUUAUCAAUCCCUCCAGAGUAUGAAAAUAAAGAUCAAAACACAAACGCAGACAAAUGUAGAACAAACAUAAAAAUAAUAAAAAUCUCAAAUCUCGGUGUAGCAAUCCUUUAAACAAAAAAAAAUUGUACAUGGUGACAUGGUCACUAUUUGUCAUUUUUAUGUAUGAAACAUAAGCUUUUAGCUAAAUUUACUGUAUAUAUUUCAUUGUGCUGGGUGCAAAUCACUUGAGACGUUUUCUUCAAGAAAUUUGUUACAUUUCAUGAUCUGAAUUCACUUAUGCGUAUACUAAGGCACCAAUAACUGUUUCAGAUGUUAGGUAGAUGUAUUUAUGACAUUUGAGAAAGAUUUUGUCUUGCCAGAAUCAACAUAGCAGUUUCUACAAGACAAAAACAGCAGCACCAUAUAAUUGUUUUUUGUGUUACUCACAUAUAUGUACAUUUCUGGCUGGUGACAAAAGUCGGACAGAUAGUCUGAGUAGAUCUUUAACCCAAAGUCCAGAAUGGUAUUGUCUAUGCAAAAAUGCAUUGAACAAGUAGCACCAGCGUAGUGGAACGAAAUUCACUUUCUGGGCACUUUUUUCCUUUGUCUCAAUACAGCCUAUGACCUCGAGCGAAGAUGCCGUGGACGUGGAUGCAUCGGCAAUGCUGGCUGAAGGGUUUGACUGACCCGCGGCUGCAUCACGUUCUUGUUUCUUUUCGGCCAAACUCAAACGCUUAUAGCAAAUUAAUCGCUGGUAGCAUGUCAUGUGAAACCCAGCGUCAUCAGGAACAUUGUCAAAGUCGAUAUCAAUGCAAUCUUUAUAAGUUUCUGUAAGGUCCUUUGUCUCACCCUGUAGAGAAAGCCACUUUCUAAUACUAGUUCUGUAAGUUUCCCAACGUGUCUUUGUAAAGUCGAGAACGUCUUCACUCUGGACAGAUGAUAGAUGCAUACAGCAUCGUUUCGUUCCUUUUUUAUGCACUUUUGAAGGCUGUUUUCUUUUUUUCCUUUUCUUUUCUUCCUCUUCAUUUGUCUCACUGCUAGAUGCGCUCGUCGCCAUGUUUGUGUUGUUCUGAUACUAUGGCAACAUGACUCGGCUCCUAUUGGUCCACGUGACAUAAAUCGCUUCACCCCUUUGCAUAUUCGAUUGCACGUGUGCAAGUAUCACUAUGCCACAGAAAGGAAAUAGUUUGACACCGAAACACUGAUUACUAAAAAUCGGCUGGAUGACAUGAGUAGAUUUUUUUUAGUACUUACUAACAAUAGAGCUAUUUUAUGAAUCACAGUUUAUGUUGCACCACUGAAGUGGAACGAACCAACACGAUCUCAUUUAGCCAGUACAGUCUAUGACUGGUUCUUGUUUCAGUGGACUCCGCUCUGCCGGCUGAGAGUAAGAACAAGAAGGACUACCAGGCUGCCAUCAUCAAGUUCCAGGCCGUCUACCUAAACACAGGUAUGCUGAUAUAUGUGUGUAUGUGCAACUUUACCUUUAAUGUAACAGAGACUCAAAGAGACAGAACCCAAUAUUUAGAAACUGGACAAAAAGGAACUUUUUAGGAAUCCAGCAGUCAGUUAGAAACAGUCCUGACCCUCACCCUGACCCUGACCCUGACCCUAACCCUCACCCUGACCCGGACCCUCACCCUCACCAUGACCCUCACCCUCACCCUAACCAUGACCCUCACCCUGACCCAAACUCUCACCCUGACCCUGACCCUAACCUUAACCCUAAGCCUCACCCUGACCCCAACCCUCACCCUAACCAUGACCCUCACCCUGACCCAAACUCUCACCCUGACCCUAACCUUAAUCCUAAGCCUCACCCUGACCCCAACCCUAACCAUGACCCUCACCCUGACCCAAACUCUCACCCUGACCCUGACCCUAACCUUAACCCUCACCCUCACCCUCACCCUAGCCCUGACCCUUACCCUCACCCUCACCCUAACCUUAACCUUAAAGUUCCCAGGAAGAUCUGACAGCACCGACUCUCUCCACAGUCACACAGCAUAGGAAGAGGCAGCGGGAGGGAGGACCCAAAUACAAAAGAACAGCUCAGGGAUUCAGAGGUACAACAACAACAACAACAACUGUUGUUGAACACAGGAACCAAAAGACAGACAAACAGGAGAGGAGGAACUUACAGAGAUACCAGGAACCAGCUGAAGAGAAGGGACCCAAAUGCAGACAACACUAGAGUGUUUCACAAAGAGACGACAGGAGUCUUCUUAAAGGUCACUCAACUAAAACUGAACAGAAGAAGUAAGAACCAAAAUGCAGACAAACAAGAAUAGAUUGGAAAUUAAAAGGUAAAAAGAAAACGUCAUUAGAUAUGUUUGAGAGUCCCAAAGAUGAUAAAGAUGCAGCUGGAUUAAGAACCCAAAUACAGAUUCACAAUCAGGAGGAAAUUAUUCGGGGGGGUUCUUUUUUUUUUUCUUUUUUUUGUUUACUGUUGUUUGUUUGUUUGUUUGUUCAGAUACCUUUUCAGCAGCUGGUGGCUCUAGUUCCUCUUCCUGUGCAGCAGCAGCAGAACUCCGACCUCCUCUGGAUGGUUCGUAUCAGAAACAUGAAACUCCUGAUUCAGAUCUUUGACUGACAAAAUGAAAACCGAAAAACAGAAAAAAUGAGUCUGUAUUUUUUUUUAAUCUAAGGUCUUUGUAAAGAUGUAAAUCUGUGUUCUCAGCUUCGGUUCAGCAGAAGUUUAAGUCUCUGUCAGAAGAUGAUGUUCUCGUGGAUCCUCAAAGGAAACUCUCAGUGCUCUCCUUCCUGCUCAACAAGAACAACUACAACUCCCAGCAGGCUUUGCUCUGGUGCCUCACACGUACGUCACAAACCCUGAGAGACAGUCAGCAGUGGUAGUUUAUGAAUCAAACAGACUGAAUUCAAGUGUGUGUGUGUGUGUGUUUUAUUGUGUGUGUGUGUGUGUGUGUGUGUUCCAGGUUGUGACUCAGAGCCGCUCUGCGCCGUCGCUGACCUCAGAGACUCGGACGCUCCUGGAUUCGUCAGUUGCUCUCUUCUCCCCGACAGCAGAGUCUGUGGAGCGUACGACAAACCGCUGAGACGCCCCUGUCGCCCCCUGCUGGACAGAAGUCCCAGUCAUACCUACAGAAAGAAGGGUAAGAACAUCACUGCUGGAGCUGCAGGUGGAGGGGUAGGUGGAGCAGGUGGAGCUGCAGUUGGAGGACUGUUGUGAGCGACUGUGUUUGUAUUUUCAGUGGAUCUGUCCGGAGCUGUGAAGAGCUUCUACCAGAGAGUUUCCUUCCAGAAGAUGGUUUCUUAUUCUGUACGCAGCCGAGUCAGCAUGUCUGGAGACACACCGCUGUCUGAUGGGUAACACACACACGCACGCACGCACACAGAUGGUUUUUGGUGGACUCCUUUAGACCUUCUUGUCUGGAGACCUUUCCUCAGACAGUUUGUAAAGACCAGGUUAAACUGAUGGAGACUUUUGGACAUUAAACUCCAAUGAGUGUGUGUGUGUGUGUGUGUGUGUGUGUGUGUGUGUGUGUGUGUGUGUGUGUGUGUGUGUGUGUUCAGGUUCAGGGAAUGUGAGCGCCGAUGUGAUGAAGAUCCUUGUUGUCGUGGGAUCGGUUUUGUCCGAGACACCAAAUCAGCAGGUAACCCUCAUCCUCCUGUUUGUUUGAAAUCAUUAAAUCAUUUUAUUUUAAUUUAUUUGUUUAAUUCCAGUUUAUUUGAGUGAAUCUUAUUUGAAGAGCAUGCUUCAAAGGGCUUUAUUUUAGCACUUUAUUUUCUGUAACACACACACACACACACACACACACACACACAAACACCACACACACACACACACACACACCACCACCACCACACGCACACACACAAACACAAAUGAGAUAGAAUUUUGAACAGAUAGUUUUGAACAGAUAUUUGUAUUUCUCAAUUGCAGAAAUCCUUCAAUAGAAAAACACAAUCCUGAGGGCCAUUUUGAGAAGGCCCCAGAUCUGAGGUUUUCUGUGUUAAGGUUCAUCUCUGUUCUCACCCAAAGUCAUGCAACACUCACAGUAAAACGCUGAUAGUGUGAGCCAAAGCACUCCAUAUGAUAUGAGGUUGUUCACACUGCUGGAUGUUUCUUCUCUGAAGCUGCUCUCCGCCUCAGUCAUUGUUUACUUUACUCAUGAAGCUCAUCAAGCACUUAGCAAGAUCCGAGCAUGAACCCGAGCGCUUUAUUCGCCUAUCAGAGGCAGACGGGUACGGUGAUUUGAUUCACCACGACUCCAGAAAUGAUUAAAAAACUACAGAAUGUUACAAAAUGACGUAUCCGCGCUUCCGGCAGAGUAGAAAUGCGCAGCCCGCACUCUCUGAUAUGCUGACAUGCGUACACAGAGCAGAGCUGUCCCCCCCGCGACCCUCUCCCCGCCUCGUCUCAUACAGUCUGUCAGCCUCUGUGCAGCACCUUCAGAGCAAGCAGGGGCGCCUACAGCAGCGGGGGGGGGGGGGGGGGGUCAUGACACAAAUGCCGCCCCGGGCGGCUGCCCUGUUCGCCCGUGCCUAGAACCGCUACUGAGUCAGUGAGAUGUGCGCCAUGAUCUGAACUUUGACCUUCAUUUCCCACAUAAACGUUCUGUAUCCUGGAGUAUUUUAGAUUCUUAGACAUCAGUGAGUAUUCCAGGGAUCUCAAACUAAUCCCAGAGGAUUUGGACUCGGUUCAGGAGUCCCGGUCCGGCUGCUCUCCCUCUUGUUUAGUCCUUGCUCCGUGGUUUCAGUCUUUCCUGAAGUCCCUCAGUUUUUAAUCUGUUUGACACAAAGUGAAGAUCAUUUUGGAUUUGAACAACCUCAGAGAUUUUUACACUGAGACGUUAAAUUGUUUUACGUCUUUUAAAAUUGUACACUUAUCAUGAACCUUCACUGCUGACAUAUGGAAGCGAUUUUGACUCAUAUCUCAAAUUCAAAAGCAUUAGCAGAAAUGCGUUUUCAUUUCAGUCAUGGCUGCAAUAUUUGACUCAAAAAUAAAAAUAAAAAGCAAUAUUCCAAAAUGCAUUUUCAUUUUCUUCUUCAAGACUGCCCAUUCUGUGACAAAAUUGAAAAGAAAAAACAAACUCAGAAAUGCUUUUUCGUUUUCGUGCUCGCCCCGCAAAAAGUGUCUCAUAAUUCAAUCUGAUUCGCAAUCUCAAGUGGCGCCAGGAAGUGACGUCACAGACCCGACUUGUUCUGGCCCCUUCUGGCCGAUAGGGGGCAGUGAAUCCGUGUAUCAUUGAAUGAAUUCAAACUGCGGAUCGCGGCUAUCUGUUUCAGCGGACUAAUGGACUUUAUACUCCUCAUUGUUCUCAUCACUGAUCGAUGGAUUUGGGAUAUUUUGCAAGUAAAGGGUCAUAAACACAGUGAGAAACAGACAAAAUGGUCAUAGAGAUGCUUUAAAAAUACAUGGCACGGAGGCAGAAUCACUGCAGUCUCUGUCCGUGUUAACCUGUGACUGUAUGCAGAUGUCAGCGGUGUGUCAGGUGUGCUGGUCCUUUUACUCACGCACUUACAGCAUGGAGACGUGGACUCUCCACAUUUUAUCUUCAGUGGACUAACCUGUGACAACCUGUACUCUAAUACAGGGGUGAAAGUUGGAUGAGGUUCUUACUGUACCUGUAGGCUUCGUACAAGAGGAGCACACCCAAGUUUGAUUGAUUUAUUGAUUGAUUGUUCAAAUGAUCCUUAGUCGGCACCUUGUCAAAUUUUUAUUUAUAUAGCGCCAAUUCAUAACAGUCGUCAUCUCAAGAUGCUUUUCAAAAACAAGAGCAGGUCUAGACCACGCUCAUAGUUUGAUGAUCAAGAACCAACCUAAGAUGGGUUUUGGCCCAUCUCAACUAACAUGAGUAGCAGUGGCAAGGAAAAACUUCCUUUUAACAGGCAGAAACCUUGGGCAGGACCAGCCUCAUGUUAGACAGCCACCAUGCCGCUGCUGGGUUGGGGAGGAAUGUAGAGAGCAACAGCUCAUGUAAUGGUGAAACAAAAUGAGUUCAGUUUACAGGGUUAGGAUAUGAGUGAUUAUGGACAAUGUUAAAUUAAUUAAAUGUGAUUACAGUCAGCAGGCCUACUCGUAGACAGCUCUAGUUUAUGUUAUUAAUGUCAGUAAUGUCAGUGAGGCUGAUGUUCAUGUUCAGGUCUGCAGCAGCCAUCAGUCCGGAGCAACCAGGGGGCAGGGGGUGUCUGCAGCAAUGGUCCAGAGGAGCCAAAGAGAUGGAGGAGCUCAGGGCCCAGGGUGGACAAUCAGGGAUGAUGCAGCUGGGGUCAGGCAGUUCCACAGUAGACCGUCUGCGGCAUUAGUCCAGUGGAAGCUAAGAGACUCAGAGACACUCAGAGAGACAGAAAACUGGUUAGUGACUUAUAUGGGACAUAAAGAUCUAAAGAAGAGAUAGAGACAGACUCUAGCUCAGAGUGCCAGAUAGCCCAGGCAGUCUAGACCUAUAGCAGCAUAACUAAGAGCUGGCUCAAAUCAGCCCAGACUACAAGCUUUAUCAAAGAGGAACGUUUUAAGUCUACUCUUGAAAGUUGAGAGGGUGUCUGCCCCCCGAACCUCGAGCGGUAAAUGAUUCCAGAGGAGAGGUGCCUGGUAGCUGAAAGCUGUUCCUCCAGUACUACUUUUAGAGACAUUUGGUACAAUGAGCAGAACAAGAACAAUAAAGAAAGUUGCACACUCUUAUCUCCUAUGCUGUUUUAUUACCUUACCAUUUCAGAUACUGUACCCCUGAAAUAAACUUUGCAACAACAUACACAAAAUUCAACAUCGAGGCAUGCUGCUGCAGUGUUCGAGCUGUGAGCUGCACAGAAGCAAGCUAACAGCAUACAGUACAGGUGCUCCUCAACAAAUAAGAAUAAAUAUAUUCUCAUUUAUUGAGAUGGGAUACUUGAAUACACUGUGCAACAGAAGCCUGCAGAUGACUUUGAAAUUAGAAUAUUUUUAGUCCACUGAAGAUAAAAUGUGGCGAGACCAUUCAAUUUGACAUUUCAAAUUGAAUUUUGUUACUUGUUUGCUGGUGAAUGUUUUGAAAAUUAAAUGUUAAAUGUGAUUUGCUUUUGCUUUUUAAUUCAGUCACAAAAUGAGCAGUCUUGAAAAAGAAAAUGAAAUUGCAUUUUGGAAUAUUGCUUUUUAUUUUUAUUUUUGAGUCAAAUAGUGCAGCCAUGACUUUGAAAUGAAAAAGCAUUUCUGCUAAUGCUUUUGAAAUUGAGAUAUGAGUCACAAUUGCUUCCAUACUGACAGGCCGAACUCUAACUCUUUAUUCAUAUGAACGGUGAGUCUUUAUCAAACAUCGGUCUAAACAAUCCUGUACCAGCCAGCAGGUUUUGGAUUAAUUGGAGUCAGCUUGUUGUGGGUUCAAGGACGACAUUUGUGUCAGCUGUUAUCUUUUUGGCUUCACAGAAUUCAUAAACCAACAAUAAAAGCUGUCGCAGCACUGGAUCCACAUUAUUAGGAUGAUAUUAAAGUCAGCAGUAAAUGGGCAUGUUUUGUGUGUUUUCACUGUGUGUGUGUUUUCACUGUGUGUGUGUUUUCACUGUGUGUGUUUUCACUCUGAGCUCUAUUUUCAUGCCUCACCGGCGGCGUGGCAUUGGUGCGGCAUAAGUCAGGUCUGCCGUGCCAACGAGGCAUGCCCAAGCACAUUUUGGUAUUUUCGUGAGCAGCGCAGCACGGCGUAAGUAUCCCCCCUCCCUAACUCAGCUCCUCCCAGCGGUGUAAGUCGUAGAGAGGGAGGAGAGAAGGUGUGGAGUGAGUUUAACACAGCCGAGACCUGUUUUCGCCAAUCAGAGCAGCUCCUCUUCUCACCUUUAAAUCCGACACCAGCGAGGUGUAUUACAAUUUUCGUGAAGUAGUUCAAGAGAUCAAGAGAUGUCUGAAGACAGCAAUGCCACACGAUGGCACCAGAAGGCAGCCCCUCAACAAGUGUAGCUGUAAGCGCUGCAGAGGGCGUCCUCCACACUGUCUCAUAUAAGCACAGAUGGAUUUGGUGUGUGUAAGGUUGGACCCACUGGUAAGACAAACACCCUUUUCCAGAAAUAAAGUUGCAUAUAUUCAAACCUCACGUGACAAAGGUGGGUUGAGCGCACAGAUCACAACAUAAACUCCAAUAAUGGCAUUAAAAUCUGAACCACAUGUGCGUAAAUGACGCAUCGCACUCCGUGGCCUGGCUCUUUCUUUCAUAGAUGUUGGCAUAUAAAAUUAAUUUUGCUCAUGCAAAUGAAAAUUAUAAUAUUCGUAUGUAAACCUAACUCCGGAUUAAAUAUUCACAGAAUUUUAAGGAUGUGAGGACAUUAGAUAAACGGGCUAUUUUGAAUGAAAGUUUCUUUUACUUUUUUGUUCAAAUUUUUUAAGUUAAUAACUCAUCUGAUCACUAAAAUAAAUCCUCUGACCAGCCUUGCCGCCACAGCAUCAGGACGGGGAGAGAACACACAGACAUGUCCAGGUCAAGCUGCGUGAGAAAAAAGGGGGAAGAGAGAAAGGGGGACGACUUAAAUAUCUUGUAAACUUCACGUGUGUCUAUUUACUAGAUAUUUAAUUUAAUUUAAUGCGGUUUCAGCUGUGUUAAUUCGGUCAGGUUGUGUGUCACAUGCAAAACGUGCUCAUCAGAUCAGAUAUAGAUCAGAAUAUAUCGAUAUAGAUCAGAAUAUAUCUAUAGAUCUAAAUGUAUCUCGGUGCGCCUCAGUCCAUGAAAAUACCAAAUUGGCUAUGCACCGGGCUCCGCCAGACAACGAUACCAAUGUGAGGGGUGUGCCACCCUCCACCACACCGCCGGCGGACAUGAAAACAGAGCCCUCAGUGUGUUUUCACGGUGUGUUUUCACUGUGUGUGUUUCACUCUGUGUAUGUUUUCACUGUGUUUGUGUUUUCACGGUGUGUGUUUUCACGGUGUGUGUUUUCACUCUGUGUAUGUUUUCGCUUUGUGUGUGUGUUUUCACUCUGUGUGUAUUUUCACUGUGUGUGUGUUUCAGGAGGUUCAGACCUGGUCUGUCUGUCUCUGAUCAGUCUCGGGGUUCAGACCUGUGCUGAAGACGACUCGACCACCUGGAGGAGUCAGGACUGUAAACCGUCUGUGAUAAAGACCACACCGGACCCGUUUGGAUGGUACCAGAAACCAGGUACUACCAAAAACACCACAUCUUCAUGAAGACAAUAAUAACUCUAAAUCUGAUUAAACAUGUGAUUUUUAGUUCUAAAACCUUUUUUUUAAGUUGCUUUAAAAUCAUUGCAUCUUUUUAAAAAUAUCUCAUAUUAAAAUUUUACUUUUUUUAAAUCUCAGAACUUUUUUACAGAUUUAUUUUAAAGUUUUUAAAAAUUCACCACGAAGAGAGUCAAACAUGUUAACAUGGGUCUCUAUGGGGACUGACUUACUUUAGAAGGCAGCCUGUAGUGGACACUCAUGGAACUGCAGGUUUGGAUCAGUGUGUGACAGUGUGUGUUUGUGAUGUUAUGUUUGUGAUGUUGUGUAUUUGUGUGUUUGUCUGCUCAGUGAAUCAGUGGAGCUCGUCUCCGGCGCUCUGUCCUCCGUUUAAUCUCCUGUCCACAAAAAGCAACGGUGAGUCCAAAAACUGUAAUACUAUCACAGUAUUACUGCUAAUACUGCAGUUCUACAGAACAUUAUCAGGUACUACUGCAGUUCUACAGAACAUUGUAAGGUACUAAUGCUGCAGUUCUACAGAACACUAUCAGGUACUAAUAUUGCAGUUCUACAGAACACUGUCAGGUACUAAUACUGCAGUUCUACAGACCACUAUCAGGUACUAAUACUGCAGUUCUACAUAACACUGUCAGGUACUAAUACUGCAGUUCUACAGAACACUAUCAGGUACUUAUACUGCAGUUCUACAGAACACUCUCAGAUACUAAUACUGCAGUUCUACAGAACACUAUCAGGUACUUAUACUGCAGUUCUACAGAACACUCUCAGAUACUAAUACUGCAGUUCUACAGAACACAGUCGGGUACUAAUACUGCAGUAUUGAUGUCCUCAGUGUCUCUGGACCAGUGGACACUCCUCUCUCUGUCUUCGGUUCUGGUCGAUCCGUCUCUCUCUCAGUAUGAUGUCAUCCAUGUCAGCCGGGACAUCGCAAGCGACCCCGAGAAAACAAGAGACUGGUGUCUCCAUGGUAACCACCACGAAUAAACUAGCACAACAAAACAUUGUUUACUUUUUAGGACUCACCCCCUCACUUCCUCUUCACUUCCUGUUUACUUCCCGUGUCAGCCUGUCAGGAGGCGGAGUCUUGUGCUGCCGUGUCACUGAAUGAGGUGGAGUCAGCAACUCGCUGCGUCCUCUAUCCUGACACAACAGCCUGUGGAUUAAGCUCCUCCCCCACCUCAAACAGCCCCUCCUAUUCCUGCAGGCUGGUUCUCAGAGAGCCCGCCCCUCAGGUCUACCUGAGGACAGGUGAGUUACCAUGGAGCAGGAACUAUCAGCCGUCUGGUCUAAACUCGUCAUCUCCACUGCACGGUCUUGUUUUCUUUUCAGAGCUGUUGCCAAUGGUUACAUCUGUCUCCAUCCCCGGUCAUGGCGUCCUUCAGGGUGUUGCCAUGGAAACCUCGAUUGGCUCCGAAAAAAAGACCAUUGUUCAGUUCCUGGGAAUCCCUUAUGCCCGUCCACCAAUCGGAUCGCUCCGCUUUGAAGCAGCACAGCCAGCUGAUUGGAGCAGGACCUGGGACGCCACCGCACCUCGGUACAUACCUGUCCUAACACCGUCCAUCUGUCCACCUACCUGUCCUAAAACCAUCCAUCUGUCGGCCUACCUGUCCUAACACUGUACCUGUCCCAACACCAUCCAUCUGUCCACCUACCUGCCGCAACACCGUCCAUUUGUCCACAUACCUGUCUCAACACCAUCCAUCUGUCCACCUACCUGUCCCAACACUGUCCAUCUGUCCACCUACAUGUCCCAACACCGUCCAUCUGUCCACAAAGCUGUCCUAGCACCAGUGGCGGUUCUACACUACAUUACUCCCCGGGCGAGACCCCCCCCCCCCCCCGAGCGUUUUGAGAAGCUCCUCUCUGCUUGAGCCACCGUGACUGGCAGAGUGAGAGCAAUCCUGAGAGCAGUCCAAAAGUUGGGAUAGAUCUCUGAUAGAUCCUUAUCAUCCAUGAAAGUGAUCAGCUCAAGGAGGCUCAUGGUUUUUGAUGGCAGGUCAGGGAAGCUCUUGAUUUCCUGCACAAGCUGUGUACAGUCUAAAUCUGAGUCCCCUUCAAAGGACAGUGUGGUGCCUAGUGCCUCACAUUGUUCUUCCAGCUCCUUGACUUCCAGACUUGGGAAACUAGUCAGAACGCUGAAUGUGUUUCCGACAUUUUCCAAUGUGGAAAACCUCUCAGUGAUGGCUUAUGUGGCAGCAUCAACAACAACAUUGAAGAAUUCAAUUUCUAAUUUCUUCAGUGCAUCACUUAGAGGCUCAUCAUGAGACUCAUAAGAGAAGUGGCGCUUUGUGGACCUCAGCCUUUUUUGCUGAAGGACAGCCUCCACAUUCAUUUCUUCACAAAUGUCUUUGGCUGCCACAUGUGCUGUCACAAAGCCACUUGCUCUGUAGCUCUGAAGACCUUGCUCAGUCUUCUUCAAAAGACUCAGAGCUAUGUCCAAGUGCAUAUCUGGAGACUGCAUUAGUUUGCUGACAUGCUGUAUUGCAGACAGCAUGUCAUACCAAACAACCGUGCAGAUGUUGAAGCGGUACGACCCCACUUCCUCAGACAAAGACUGAGCCUCAUUCCUUAUUGCAGGGUCUUUGGUGUUGUCUCUCACCUCAAUUAAUGCAUCUCUCAUGGCAGCUCCAUGGUAUCUCAUGGGCUCAACGCUCUUGAUCCUGCUCUCCCACCUUGUUUCUGCCCACAUCUUUAAGGUGCUCACAUGAGUCUUCAGUAUGGCCCAUCUUUGGGUGGAGGCUGAAAACAAUGUGUAAAGCUUUUGCAGGACACCAAAGUAGCUUAGAGCAUCAACAGAGGCCUUAGCAGCAUCACAUACCACUAAAUUCAAUGUAUGUGCUCCACAUGGCACAAACAGAGCUCUUGGAUUCUUUUCUAAGAGCCUGGCUUGAACUCCCUUAUUUUUUCCUCUCAUGUUUGCCCCAUUGUCAUGAGACUGUCCUCUGCAGUCUUCAAAAGGAAUUCCCAACUCCUCAAGUCUUGUCAGUAUCAUGGAUGCCAAGUGCUGACCUGUGGACUCCUCUGCCUCCAAAAAUCCCAUAAAAUGUUCCCUGAUAUGGGGCUUCUCCAUCAGUGACACCACUCUAAUGACCACUGACAACUGUUCUGUGUGGCUUAUGUCUGGGGUGCAGUCAAGAAUAACUGAAAAAAACUUUGCCUGCUUAAUGUCAUCCACCAGAGCAGAUAUUAUUUUGCCACUCAACAAAUCAAUCAGCUCAUUCUGCACAUGAUGGCCAAGAUAGCUGUUGUGAUUUGCUGUUCCUCUUACAACACGGUCAAGGUGAUUUUUCAUACUGGGGUCAAACUUGGCCAUAAAUUAAACCUCCUUGAGAAAAUUACCAUUUGAUGGUGUGAACAGUGUUUCUGUGUGUCCCCUUAGAGCCAAAUUUCGGACUGCCAGUGACUGCACAAUAGCAGUCAGACGUGUCAGCACUGCCCUCCAUCUAACCCUCUCAGCCUCCAAAAGUGCCAUCUCCUGCUUAUCAAUGGUUUCCCCACUUCUUAACCUCACUGCCAGUUCCUUCCAUGCUUUCAUGCAAUUGAGGUGUUUUGGACUGUUUUCAUGAGAUGUGAGAUAAGUGCUUGCAUGUUUCCAAUUUGUCACCCCUGAACUUGUUAAACGAAUGUUCCUCUUGGAAAACAAUUUGCAGCAGAAGCAAAUAAGGCUAUUAUUCUCCAUGGAAUAUAUCAGCCAACUUCUUGCCAUUGUUUCACCACUAAUUAGUGUCUUUUUAAAAUAUUGGUGGUGGCAGCUUCUCCCAUCACUCUCAUUCCGACAGAAAACAAAGUCAGGUGGCACCUUACUGGGUCCUCUGCGAACCAGCUCAGUUCGAAUCCUGUCAGUCAAAGGUGAAGGCCACUUAGCAGGGUCAGUUGACAGAGGCUCAUCCUCAGCAGUGGGGCUGAGUGGGCGUUCAGCUUCAGGCAUUUCUAUCAGACAGCAUGGUAGCACAUUAGUCAGAGCACAUAGCAGUGGAACAUAACUCAUCAACUAAGAAAUGAUCAAAAAUAAUGUAUUAAAUUUACAUUAAAUUGCACUUGUCUUACCCUAGGCAUACCCCCUCUAAACAAACAUACACAGGCAGAGAGAGAGACAGACAGACCUGCAAACCCACCUGAAGGCUCAUGCUGGGGAGAAGUAGAAGUAGAGAGAGAUUUUUGUGGAGACGAAGUGGCUGUAGACAUAGAUAGUGGCUCAUCAUCAAGGGUUGAGACCAUUUCAGAAGAGGCCUGUGUAGCUGAUGAGGUAGAUGGUUGCUCCUCCUCAUCUUGUCUGGUGGGGGAGGUAGAUGGCACAUCCUGACCAGUGGCAGAGGCUCCAAAAUAUUUCAGAAGUGCCCCUGAAAUUACAAUUGAAAUAAUCAUCAAAAACACAGUAUGCAAUAUUCAAAUUAAAAUAAAACCUCCAUGAAUUGCACAUUUCAUAAACAUGCCCUUACAUGCUUAAUGUUUUAUAUCAGACUAAAGCAUGGUGAAACAAGGUGGAACAAUUAGCUUCUUAUUGUUUUAGUUAUGACUGGUUAAACUAGCUUUGUCACGAAAUGGAGUUGUAGCUAAAUGGCAUGGCAAAUGUAUGUUGAAAUAGGCUACCUAAUGUUAACUUACAGAUACAUUCUGUUAAUACAGGGCCCAACGUCAACCCAAAUGAUGGAAAUAAGUAAUAACUCAACUUGUAACAGUUGUCUUGCAAAGCACAAUCUAAUGGUGAAAUGAGAUCUCCUGUUUGUUGGGUGAAAACCGAAAUAGUAGGCUAUUGUUUUUAGCAAGAAGGCAAACUAAACGUUAUACAUAAGCCCUUUAUUUACGACAUGGAUAACGUAAUCUAAUCAUAUAGAAUAUUCUCACAUUGUAAUCAUAUAGAGAGAACUAGUUACUUACCUUUAUCUUUCGCUCGUUUCUCCUCAUCUUCUUUUCUUUUUUUCCUAAAUUGAGCACCUGAUGGCUUGGGCCGUUUUCUGUCCAUCUCUGCACUUAUUUGGCACUCGACAGUCAACAGAUUUCCCAUCCCCCAACACUGUCACUCAAGACCAGAAGUCAGGACUAAACCAACUCACCUGAUUGACCUCAUAAUCAAUUUUGUAUCACCUAUUUGUAUCCAUUUCAUGCAAUUCAGAAAAACACGAGUUGGCCUGUAUUUUUUUUUUUUUGAAAGACAGGAGAUGUGAUCUGAUUAUGCCUACUAAUUCCAUUACAGUAUAGUAAUAUACAGUGAAUCCCCCCCGCCCCCCUCCUUUCCGUUCCACUUGAGAGACCCAGAGGUGAACUGUCCCCCGCGACCCCCUCCCUGCUUCGUCUCAUACAGUCUGUCGGCCUUUGUGCAGCACCUUCGCAGCAAGCAGGGGCGCCUUUUGCAGCAGGGGGCGCCAAUUGACAAGAGUUAAUACAAAACCGCUUUGGGGCGCAGAUUUAUUUAUUUAUUUAUUUUUUACUUUUAUUUUUUAUUUUUUGGAAGUGCUCGUGCCACCCCCCAUACAAAUGCCGCCCCGGGCGGCUGCCCUGUUCGCCCAUGUUUAGAACUGCUACUGCCUAGCACCCCCGUCUGUCCAAAACCAUGUCCGUCCAGCUGUCCUUACACCUGUCUGUCCCUCUGUCCAAUAACUGUCAGAAUUUUUCUCCCACAAGUGGUGCUUUAAACCUUUCUCUAACUCAUUUUCUUUCUUCUCUUUGUCUUUUUGUCUCCUCCUGUAUUUGUGUCUUUGUCUCCAUGUGUCUGUGUCCUUGUCUCGUUUCUUUGUCUCUUCCUGUAUUUGUUUCCCUGUCUCCUUGUGUCUUUGUGUCCUUGUAUCUUUGUCUCUUCCUGUAUUUGUGUCUUUGUCUCCUUGCAUCUUUGUGUCCUUGUUUCUUUGUCGCUUCCUGUAUUCUUCUCUUUGUGUCACUGUCUUUUUGUGUCUUUGUCUCCUCCUGUCUUUGUCUCUUCGUUUCCUUGUCUCUUUCUGUCUUUGUCUUCUUUUUUGCCUUGUCUCUUUGUGUCUUUUUCUCUUUUAUCCUUGUCUUUUUGUGUCCUUGUCUCUUUCGAUCUUUGCCGCCCUGUCUUGUUGUCUCUUUUUGUCUUUGUCUCUUUGUGUCUUUGUGUCCUUGUCUCUUUGUGUCUUUGUCUCCUAGUCUCUUUGUGUCUUUGCCUCUUUCUUUCUUUGUCUUUUUGUGUCCUUUUUUCUUUGUUUCUUUGUCUCCUUGUUUUUUUGUCUCAUUGUUUCCUUGUCUUCCUGUGUCUUUGUCUCUAACCCCUUUUGUCUCUCGUCCCUAAGUCCCAGCUGUAUCCAGCCCGGUGAUCUUGAGUCUUCGUCCUCCAGUGAGGACUGUCUGUAUCUGAACGUCUUUGCUCCUGCUGCUCAGGUCAGUCCUCUUACUGUUUUUUUUUUAAUUGGUUUAUUUGUUGUUUUGUCUAAUUUGACUUGAAGUCCUGACUGUUUUUGUUUUUAAACAUUUUUUAAUUAUUCCAAAAAGCAUCCAUGAAAGUUUGAUUUUAUAGAAACUGUCUCAAACUUUCAUCAUUUUCAUCCAAAGUUGUUAUUCUGUAAAAUCUGGUUCACUACUGUGAGGCGGAUUGGACUGUAGUUUUAGUCUUUUAUUCACUGUUGGAGGUCAUGAUUCCAUCAGUUUAUCUACUUUGAUAAAAACUGAUGGACAUUAAUCUUGUGAAAUAAAUGCUCAUAAUAAUUCCACCUGUCUGUGUUGUUUUAUGUUUUAUAAUCGGACUUUAACAUUUAGUCCCUCAGAGUUUGACAUGGAUGUGUUUUUCAAAAGUUUUGGACUGUUGAGUCCUGAGUCCGGUUCUGUCAGGCCACCAAAUUAUUUUAAUAUAAUUAUUUUAAUGAUUUUAAUUUAAUUAUUUUAAUGAUUUAAACCUAAUGUUUAAAAAAUCAUUGAAGAAAGUCAGAAAAUAAAAACAAAAAAUUUAAGCGUUUUAAAUCAUCUGAAUUUAUAAUAAACUUAUGUGUGUGUUCAUGUAUGUGUUCCUGUGUGUUCAUGUGUGUUUGUGUGUGUGUGUGUUCAUGUGUGUGUGUGUGUGUGUGUGUGUGUGUGAUCGUGUGUGUGCUUAUGUGUGUGUGUAUUUUCAUGUGUGUGUUCCUGUAAUUAAUUAACAGAGGGGGCGUGUCCCAGUACUGGUAUUCUUCUUUAACCCUCCGGCCAAUCAGAGCCCAGGACUGUUGGAUGGCUCUGCCCUCGCUGCUGUGGGGAAUAUCGUCGUGGUAACAGCGAGUUACCGAACAGCGGCGUUGGGGUUCCUGAAUACAGGUGAUCUCCAGGUGAUAUUCACACAAUCGUACACACAAACAGCCGCUCAAAGUUCUUGCUCUGUAUGCAGGUUCCUCUGGUCUCCAUGGUAACUACGGUCUGUCAGACCAGGAGGCGGUGCUGCGCUGGGUUAACGCCCACAUCCCUCUGGUAGGCGGGGACAACAUGAGAGUGACGGUGGGGGCGGAGCGACGUGGAGCUGACAUCAGCAGCCUUCAUCUCCUCCUCUCCUCCUCCUUCUCCUCAUCUUCUCUGUUUCAGAGGAUGUUACUGAUGGUGAGAGAAACUGAUCUUCAUCAUCAUCAUCAUCAGAAGAGUCCUGCUGAGAAACCUGACUCAUGCGGUUCUGACUCAUUCCCCCAUGAAAACAUUUGGACCAUCAGGACCCCGAAAACCAGACUCUGCUCUCAGACCUCCACUCGAACCCUCGCCCUCCAUCUUUGAUCUUUUCACGUUUUCCUCCCACAGGGUGGCUCUGCAUUUUCACCAUCGCUGCUUCAGACUCUGCCCACCUCUAGAUGGCAGGCGCUCGAGCUGGCCAAAAAGCUGGGCUGUGUGACCUCUGACCCCGCUGACGAUGAUGAGAUGAUCACCUGCCUGAGAUCAACACCUGUGCACAUGCUCAACGCUGCUCAGACCAAGGUGGAGAUCUACACCUGAAAACUGAAUCUAAGAGAGGCGACCUAGGCUCACCUGUGUUUGUGUGUGUGUGUGUGUGUGUGUGUGCGUGUGUGUGUGCAGCUGUUGGCGGUCAGCGGUCCAUUCCAGGCCUGGUCUCCAGUCCGUCAGUCAGUCACUAACUCGUCUUUCCGUGGCGUUGACCUGCUGUUGGGAACUUCGGAGCAGGACGGUCUGAUAAGCCGUGCACGCAGGAUAAAGGUCAGAAGUCUCUUGAUGUCGCUGUUAUUGUUUGUUGGAGUCAUUUUCUCUUCUGGACCUCCUUCUUAUUCUUCUUCGUCCGUCUCUGUGAGUUCAGGACUUCGAGGCGCUCCAGGGCCGGGCAGAUGGUAAGACAGCGUUUUAUGAAGCUUUGAGUCGCUCGCUGGGCGGGGUGACAGGAAGUGAGCUGCUGAAGGAGGCAGCGUCCUGGUUCUACUCUCUGGAUCACAGUCCCUCAGCUGCUGGAUACAGCUUGUUCUCCAGAGCGCUCAACAACGCCACCAGGUGAGAGCCUGAAACACGGCAGGAGUUACCGACACUCUGAGACACUCAAGUUUAUUUUAGAGUUUGUUUUUUUUUUAAACUAAAACUGAAUUAUUUAGGAAUAAAACACUGAAGUAACAAAAACAAAAGAACAACAACGACAACAAUAGUCAUUAUAAUAAUGACAAUAACAAUAAUAAAGAUAAUACAAUAAUUCUAAUAAUAAAAAGAAGAAAAGUGAUAAUAAAAAUAAUUAUAAAAAUAAAUAUGAUCAUUAUAAUGAUUAUGAAAAUUAUGAUCAUAUUAAGUAAGGAGUGGGACCAUCAGUGACUGACUCAGGAAGAGUUAAUUAAAGUAUUUCUGCUGAACUCAGUAAAAAUUUACUUAAGUGUACUUUAAGGUCCAUCAGUCACAUCAUUGAAUUUUUCCACUUUUAGUUAACUUUUCUAUCCAUCAUUAAAAUCAAACAUUUGAAAGUUAGAACUACGUUUGACAAUUAUAAUUAAAAACCUAAAAUUCAGAGUGAUAUUUUAUAUUUUGAUGGACAUCAAAAAGGUUUUGUAACACUGAAAAUUUUAUAUUUAUUCACAUUUUGAUUUAAGCUAAAUUUAACAUUUUAAUCUAUAUCAAGGUUUAGCAUUCAGAUUAAUUAUUUAUACUUAAAUCAUAGUUAUAACAGUUAAAUCAGUUUUUAAGAUUUUAAAUAAAACUUUUUCUUCUAUACUUAACAUUUUAAUACAACACAUUGAAAUUUUGUGUAAAGUUUAAAUAUUUUACACUUGGAUUUAAUAUUCAAAUUUAAUACUGAAUAUUUGGAUUUAGCAAACAGAUUCAGCAUUAAGAAUUUGGAUCAAUAGUCAACAUUUUUCACCUUUAUUAUAUAUUCUGGUCUAUGUUUUAAAUUUUGUCCAUCUUUACUGAAGAUUUUCAAUUUCAAUCCAUUUCUAACCAUUUCAUUCAUCAUUCAACAUACAAUUGUGGCGAUUUGAAUUUAUAACAAAUGAAGAUUAAUAAUCUCAAAUUAUGACAUUUAUGCACUCAUUGAAAGGGGCACCACCCACCCUUAAUGGUGGGAAAAUAAAGAAAAACUAAAGUUUUAUUCAGAAAUCAAACAUCAAGUCAAUCUUUAAUUAAUCAAUCUCAUAUCUUAAGCUGAAAUUCUCAUUUCAGGGACUCCACUUCUGAAGAACACUAACAGACCAGAACUUAGAAAAAUAAUGAUCUGUUUAUUACAGGAUAAAUGAUGGUACAACAUACGUGCAAUAAAUGAUGAUAAGAUAAUGAGGAUAAAUAAUAAUAGGUGAAUAAAUAAAGAUUCUAAGUCAGGCUAGGAGCACCAAAGUUAAUGAUAGUGAGUGAAUAUGCUCUAACAUAUUAACCUACACUAACUUUGGUGUCGAGAUAAAUUUGGAUGUGGAUUUGGAGGAAUCUAAGAUUACCAGAAUAAGUGGAUAUCUGAGUUACGACUGCAUGAGACAGCAUCCGCCCUCUUUGGAGCUCUGGAGGUUUGCAUACUUAAGUGAGACUGAUCCUUGGAGAAGAUGGAGCAGGUUCCGAAGGUCCGGGGCUACCGGCGGUUCGAGCGGUUCAGCUCAGAAGAUGACUGAAGUCAGCCGAAGGAUGGGCCAGGAGUUGCAGCACUCGGGCCCAAAGCAAAGCCGGCGCCUGUGGAUCCUGUGGAUGCUCAUUUGGAUGCUUCUUUGGUCUCACUCAAAAACUCUGGCACAGAGGAUGACCUGGGCCUGCUGGGUUGCGUUCAGAGGUGACUUUGAAAUCACGCAGAUAACUCAGGAAAAAGAGGCUCAAUGACCAGUGGAAACUUUCAAAAAUGGCUUCUCGAAAUUAAAGAAAAAUCAAUUAAAGGUUUAAUCUUGAAUUGCUAUGCGCACAAAAAGUUGAAGUUUCAAAACUUGAACUAAGACGAUGUUAAAAAAAAAUCAACGUGAAUCAACCCAUGGCGUAAAACUUAGAAGACUAAGAAAAAGUGCUAAGAGUAAACGUAGAAGAGGAACACAGAAAGGUGUGGACAGUGAGUGAAGAAGAGAAUAAGGGCAACAAGAGAGUGAGCAACCCCACUUCACUGGUUUUAUCUUCUCACACUGGGAGUGUCUCUGGCUUGUGUGUGUGAGGAGAAAGAGGAGGGGUCGUGGGGUCUCCAGCUGCAGAGGAGACCUCGAAUCUCUGAUUAUUUGAUCUAACUUAUACUUUUGGCUGGUAAAAGAGUCAGAUCUCAUACCCACUCACUAUGAUUAAUAUCAUUGAAUGCUUGGUUUCAUGAUAAAUAAUUUGAUACUAAACACAUAUAAAGAAAUGUAGGAUCACAUCAAAAUUUUUCAUUAUGUUUUAAGUAUCACUCUAAACAUGCUAAAUUACUCUGAAAUGAAACAGAUAGUAACACAUAGAAACUGUGAACAACAAAAGAGUAAACACAUGUGAAUGAACGUCAUCAUGAUUAAUAAUGGAUUCUAAAUACUUACAUUCAGAAUAUUCAAUGACAUUAUAACCACCUAAUGGUUAAAAAUACUAAAUAAACAACUAAAAUAUAAACCAAACAUUUCUAAACCAUUUCUGUUACUUAGAGUAAAGUUUUGAUUCAUAGUCAAUAAAUUUAACUCUUAAAAGUUCAUGAAACAGUCUGAAAAGCUGUUGGUCUAAAGAAACUUAAGAAUAAGGAUUUAUUCUGUCAGAGUGAUAACUUGGCUCCUGGAGCACAUAGAAAAAUGAGAAACAUCUCAUUUUAACACAAAUACAUUGCUGAAUGCAUAAGAUGUCAUGAUCAGUCAUUUGUAUUCUUUCACCAAAGGAAUGCAGUUUUUUAUCAGAACAUGGUUGAGCAGGGUUUUACGACCGAGGUCUGGAGGUCAGUGUCCUGCUCCUCAGAGCUUAUCUUAGGGUCCGUAUGUUCACACACUUUAAGACGGUAAAUCUCAAAUGGGAGAUCUGGGUUGAGUUGUAAUGUUUAUUUAGAUGGUCAGUGAUGGAGUCAGUUUGAAAGGUAAUAAAAACUCUGUCUCUGUCCUCCGGAUUGACCAAUCAUGAAGAGUCAGAGGUUUGGUCAACCUCCGGUCGGGUGAGUUAGGUAACCUGAAAGUGCAAACAAGUCUGGAAAGAUUUAUAUCCUGUGUCCUGGGACCAGAUAAGAAAACUUUCCUGCGAGGAAUGUGUGAGUUUCACAUACAGGGUUGUCUUGAUUGCUACAUAAUCUGUAAUCUUUGGUCAAUAUUUAACAUCAAGAUUUGACUUUUAAAUUUCGGUUUUGUAUUCAUCUUUUUGCUUUAAUAAACAUUGAAAUUUCAGAUUUUAAUUUAACAUAUAUAUCGAUCAUUUAGAUCAUUCCAAAACAUCAACAUUUUUAUCUAUAUUUUAUGUUUUAAUUGUUGACAUUUGGGCUUACAAUCAAUAUUAAGAAUAGGCAUCGAGGUGUAACAUUAAACAACCAGGGUACGCAAUAGGCGGACCGCGGUCCACAUCCGGACCGGGGACUACCUCUUUGUGGACCCAGAGCAAAAGAAAAAAAAUCAACAACACGGCACGGCACUCUCUCUGACUGACUGACGCGAGGUUAGACUGGCCGAGAGAGAGAGAGCGUGUGUGUGUGUGUGACUGUGCGCGUGCUCACACUUGCAUUAUGGGCUGCCGUUCCCAUGACAACGAUGCGCUGAUUGGCUGAUAACUACACAAACCGGCAGUCACACAUCUUCCUCCUUCAGUCUGUCUUCUCUGCACGGCGCAGGCAGCAGUAAUGUCUUUGCAGCAGGACCGUUGCUCACGUCCAGCACCCGGCAUCAAAACGGCAAAUCAGAGAAAGACGGACACUGAAAAUCACUGAUUCACUGACGAAUGGACCGACAUAUGAUUAUCUUACCUCCUUCAAGCAUAAAGCCAAUGUGUCUUUUGUGCAAAGCACAGUUGCUCUGAUAAGUGAAAACAUAAAAUGCCAUUAUGGGAAGCAAUUUUGAUAGAGAUUGCCCCCCAAAAUCUGAGCUACAAACAGAUAAAAUAAAAAGCUUAUUUUACUUUAUUGAGUAAUACUAAGCAAGAAAGAAUAUCAGUGUGAUGCUGAAAAUGAAUGUUUUUGUGCCCUCCAAUAACUCCUGAUUAUUAAAGUACAGUACACCCAGCCUAAAACUAAAUAAAAACAUUAAAAAAAGGUAAAAAAAAAAAAAAAGCCAAUUUUUUUUGCCACCAUGCAUGCGCUGUGGACCUAUGACUUCCUCAAAAUGUAUUUUAUGGACCUUUUACAUUUCUAAUUGAGAACCCCUGUUAUACAAUAUGAUCAAUACAUUUUUAUCUUUAGCCUUUGUUUAAAACUUAACUCAAUAUUUAACAUUAACAUUGAAAUGUUACUCUUUGUUCUAAAUAUUAUGUUUUGUUUCCUUUUCAAAUAUGAAACUUUUCCAUUUGGGUGUAAAUUCUACAACAUUUCGUUGAUAGAUACAUCUAUUAUUAAUUUUACAUUUGGAUUUAAUGUUUUACUUUUGGUUUUAGCAAUGAUACUUAACUUGCACAGCCACAAUAAAUGAGACAAAGUUUACAAAUAUUUUGUAAAAUUUGUUUUAAAAAGUGAGAGAAAAAUUUACACUCAACAAAGUGAAAUGUCCCUUUAAAUGAAGCUGUUUUAUGUUUUUUAGGUAAAGGAAGUUCAAUAAAAUCAUGUGCAGGUUAAAAACAGAGAUGAAAACUAACUGUGACCUGAAAAAAGAGCUGUAUUAACAAUUUUAAAUGGCUUUUAUUCAGAGAUCUGUUCAUCAUCUGUCCCAGUCUGAAGAUGGCGAGCCACUGGGCUAACAGUAAAGCUAACGUCUUUUUGUACCACCUACCAUCCACCAGCGCCAGCAACAGGUACUGACUAUUUCCUGGAUCAUGUGGACUCUUCGCAGGAAGUUAUCUAUGUUUGAAAUUCACAUUAGAGGAGAAAAGAAAAACUGAUCCGUUUUCUGCCAUGAAAACGAAUCAAUUUGACUUAACGUGAUGACUCAGCUAAAACUGGUCUAGCGUGUUCACAUUCGGAGGUUAUCGACAUAAAUCUUUAUGGGUUUUUUUAGACCUUAUGUUCAAUCGAUGUUCUAAAGUCUUCUGUCACUAACAGGUGAAGAGUGUUAUGUUUUUUUCAUUCUCAUCAUUUCUGAAUAUUGAUUAUUGAUUUCUCACUGUCUGCAGGGCUGACGUGUCAGUUCCUCUGGACGUUCAGUUGGCGUUUGGGAUUCCUCAUCAUUCAAUCAGCUCUCAGCGUUUCACCUCUUCUGACCGCCGUCUCUCUCUGGCUGUCAUGAGCUACGUCUCCAGCUUCAUCCGCUCAGGGUCAGACUAAAAAUGACCUCUAAAUUAUCUUUAAAUGACCUUUGAAUAACCUCUAAAUGACCUCUAAUUAAUUGAUCAAUAAUUCGGUGAUAACCAUCAAAUAGUCAGCUGACAAAUUAAACAGCCAUGUUAAAUUCAACAUGUUGGUGUUUUUUUACCGCAGGAACCCGAACCCAUCACCUGUGUGGGCGGAGUCAGCUCUCCCUCGCUGGCAGCAGGUCCUGUCAUCUGAAGCCCCUCCUACCUACCUGCAGCUUAGCCCCACCCUCCAGCAUCAGCAGGGUCUGAGUCAGAAGGCGUGUUCGUUCUGGAAUAACCUUGGAACCAGACUGAGUGGUCUGAGCGGUGAGAGACCACAAGAGUUCUUAUCAUUUUUCUGAUGCUACAGGACGAAUCAUGAGAAAAUAAGUGUAAAAUCACAUUUCUGAGUAUUCCUUAUCUAGAUCACUGUGAAUCUCUGGCAGACACAAACAGCAGGAUAAGAUUCAGUAAGAUUUCCUACAUCACAAAUCCAAGCUCCGCCCCCAGAGCCUUGCUAUGCAGGUCACACUCUGAGUAAUAGAGACGAUGAUCACGGAACAAGUGUGUGCAUUAGAAGAUUUUAUUGCUCGUAAGAAAGCUUAUUAUAAUAUUAACUUUCAUCAUGUCGCUUAAGACAUUAGUGUCCGAGAGCUGAAUAAUCUGAUGUUACCUGCUUCUUCUACGACACCGGCAAUGUUAGGCUACAAGCUAGUGUGUCUUCGCUCAGGACUUAGAGGCAAAUUAUUAAUGAGCUAUUGGAGCUCUGCAGAAGAAAAGUCCUUAAAAAUGACACAAGAAAUGCGAUUUUGGCUAAAAACCUCGUAAUCACAGUUAAAAGACCACUGAAAACACUUCAAGUAGUAAACAUAAAAACGAUCGGAGUGGGACUUUAAGUGAACUUUAAUCUGAUUUUUAUGUUUCACUGGAUUAAAACUCGACCUUCUUUUUCUCUGUGACCUGUUUGAGAAGGUUGUUUUUGAUCUUAACUCUAACAACAGACUGGAUAAAUCCCAGUCCAGCAUCAGAUCCAAUGGGAGCACUGGAACAGCAUUUUAAAGGGUGUUAAUGAUCCAAUGACGUGGCAGCGCUGCUUUAGCUUGGUUUGACUGAAGAAUAUUCGUUAAACAACAGUUUAGUUUCUCAGGAACUUGGAUGAAAUUGUCGAGUAGAAACUGUAAUUGUGAUUCUGUGUCAUCAGUGUCUGACUUUAGAUACGGUUUAGAAAACCUAAAUUCUAAGAAAACCUAAAUACAAUAUAAGUGGCUGGCUCGCCACUUAUAUUGUAGAUUUCAUAGAUGCAAAGGUGCAAAAAUGAACUACUCGAAGACAGAGUCAAGUUGGCAAAUAAUCCCAAACAAUUUACACAGUCCAAUGACAUCAGUCGAUGUUCUUUUCUUCCUAUAAGUGUACUUCACAUUGGUGUCUGAGAGCCAACAACAUGACUUUUUCUGUUAACAUGUUUUGCCAUGUGUGACGACUUCAGGUCGACAUGACCUCCCUGGCCAUAUCCUACAUCAUGUUUUUGCAACAAACUGCAAAAACAGGCCACUAAGUCUGCUCUAUUGCGCAGACUUUCUUUGCUCAAAUCUAUUGUCUAUAUUUUCCCCUACAGCUAACAGUUUGGUUUCUCAGAAACAAGGAUGAACUUGUCGAGUAGAAACUGUGAUUGUGAUUCUGUGUCAUCAGUGUCUGACUUUAGAUAUGGGGCUCUAUUUUCGUGUACGCCGGUGAGGCGGAGGAGGGUGGCGGACCCCGCGCAGUUGUAUUUUCGUCUGGCGGAGCCCGGCGUACAGCCAGUUUGUUAUUUUCGUGAACUGAGGCGCACCGGGAUCCGCCAAGCUGGGCAUGGUGGCGUGGCAGGGGGAGGUGUCGACAGAAUCAGCUGCCGCAGUGACAUUUUCGUGCUCGGCACCGGCGUAUAAAGUGCACUGAAAGCUCGCAGAUUAAACCUGGUCAGCUUUCAGCGCAGGCGAAACGCAGCUGGUCUUGAUGUGAUUGUCUUUAUUUGUGGAAAAGGGUGUUUGUCUUACUUGUGGGUCCAACAUUACACAUACCAAAUCCAUCUGUGCUCAUAUGAGAGAGUGUGGAGGACACCCUCUGCAGUGACACUUGUUGAGAAGCUGCCUUCUGUCGCCAUCGUGUGGCAUUACUGUCUUCAGACAUCUCUUGAUCUCUUUGACUACUUCACGAAAAUAGUAAUACGCCUUGCUGGUGGCGGAUUUAAAGGCGAGGAGAGGAGCUGAUGUUAUUGGUCAAUACAGGUCGCGGCUGUGUUAAACCCACUCCACGUCCUCUCUCCUCCCUUGCUACGACUUACGCCGGGUUGCGCCUCUCACCAAAAUACCAAAUUGUGCUUGGGAACGCCUUGUCGGCGCGGCAGACCUCACUUAUGCCGCGCCUGCGGCACGUCUCCGGCGAGGCACGAAAAUAGAGCCCAUGGUGUUCCUCAGGGCAGUUUAUUAGGCCGCUUUCAAUCAGACAAAUAAAAAUAACUAAAUUCUUCUUGUCAGACCAAAAACUGAGCAGCAAAGAUGUGAAUCAGUUUAUUUCAGUCCAGCCUUCAAAGGUCAACCUCAUGUCACAGAUUUUGGAGUGAAGUUAAUCUGUGAUCUUUAUUUAUCAGACAGGUUAUCAAGGCUGCAAAAUUACUAUUUUUUAAUCCCAAAAUCAGAUCACAAUGAACCCAGACAGCAGAAACAUCUCUACAUGCUGUUAUCAUCACUCUGAUUUCUGCAGCUCUCUCUUUCCUGGGCUUUAAGUCUCAGCUGUCCAUAAGUCAGCACUUCUCAUAUCCCCAUCGUUCCUUUCUUUCAGGAGUUUCCAGAGUUUUAAACAACAGUUCAGGUGGAGCAGCUUUUAGAUUUAGAGCUUUGAGAAAUAUUAAUAAAUUUGUGUUUUUGUUUUAAACAAAAGGUGCUGUGUAAAUGAAGUGAUUAUGUUAUUUGUUUAAAUAAAGUGAUUCUGUUAUUAUCUGUGUAAUGAAGUGAUUUUAUUAUCUGUUUAAAUGAAGUGAUUUUGUUAUUAUCUGUUUAAAUAAAGUGAUGAUGUUAUUAUCUGUUUAAAUGAAGUGAUUAUGUUAUUAUCUUUGUAAAUGAAGUGAUUGUUAUCUGUUUAAAUGAAGUGAUUAUGUUAUUAUCUGUUUAAAUGAAGUGACUAUGUUAUUAUCUGUAUAAAUGAAGUGAUUAUGUUAUCUGUUUAAAUGAACUGAUUAUGUUAAUAUCUGUGUAAAUGAAGUUUUCAUGUCUCUUAUUAAUCAUCACUGACUCCUCUUCCUUCAGGUAACUUGGGCGCGGAGCCUGUUCAACCUGUACUGACCCUUGACCUCCCUGUGGCUGUUCCCUCCAGCCAAUCACAGACAGAGAAAGAUGCCUACAGUUGA